AAGACUGGAUGUAGCAUAUGUGCCCCAGGUAAGUUGUUAAACCAAACAAUGUGAGUUCUUACUGUGGGAUGGUGCUAGGGAACUUAUGGCAUUAUAACUACUACAGUGAGCUGACGUUUUUAAGCAAGAUUCAAAAAAUAGUAACACAGAAAAAAAAGAAAUGAAAACUUUCUAAUUUGUCUGUGUAACUUCAUUAGAGACUAGGGUUAAUCCCUUUGACAGUCCGAGUCUGUCCUUAGGCACUGUAUACCGGACUCAUUGGGUCCUGGUGUACACAUUUCAUCUUGAAGAUUUUAUUUUUUUUAAACUACAUUUUUCUUACUGUAAAUUUCAUUUUCCAUAGUACAAGCAGCAGUCAUCACAGGGCAAUUGAUCUUUUUAUUCACAUUUUAACUGGUGCUUUUCAAGGUGUUUGGUUUAGUAUAUUUUUACUAGUUAUGCUGACCUACAUAUCCUGAAAAUAUAUUAUUUAGCAUUAUAUGGUGAUGAAUAUAGCCCAAUACAUGCCAGAACCCAAUACAUAGCAAGUUAGAGACUGCUAUAAAUCCCUUAUAUGUGAUUAUGCAGGCUACUUGCGAGAGGGUUAUUGGUAAAGUGAAUUAUGAGUUUGUCGCUACCACAUAGCUUGGGGCAGAAUAAAUGUAUUCAAGCAUGUGAAAGCAUUCUAGAAUUGUGUGAAUUACAAGUUUAAGGCUUUUAAAAAAGAUAACUCCUAUAGUCAAGGAACUGAAAAGAAAGCCGAAAGACAUAGUAUCGCCACCUUGACAAUUUUUCGCUGCAAGAAACAUGCAAGGCAAACACCCGACAUCCCAAGAUUUGACCCAAAAUGGCAAAGAUAGAGAGUGAGACACAUCAAGCAACACACAUGAACAAACAAACUCAACGGUGACACAACAGGUCCUCCAAACUCUCAAGGACGCAAUCCAAGAUCUAGAUGCCAGGACGUUGCAUGUUAAAUCUUAGUUGGACGAUGUGGCGGAGCUCUGAUACUCGACCAGAGUAUCUCUGUCAAAGUCUCUCUCCUUUUCCCGCAGAGUAUUCAGUGAUAUAGCCGCCCACCCAGACAUCAAUCUAAAUCUGAUGAACACAAACACCGUGUUAACUAAAGCAAUACAGAUCCCACCCAGGCACCUCUGUGUCUGGGAGAUAACUGCAUCAAGAACCGCUAAUCUAACAAACCUUCCGACAUCAAGGCGCCUUAGCAAAAUACCUCCUCGCUACACUUAUAAGGGAUCCUCAGAUUGCUCAACCCGUCAGCUGUAUGAAUUUACAAAUGCAUGAAUAGGACCACUACACGAUGUAGGAUUGCCACUUGGUUAAAGGUUUGCUCCGGACCUAGCCUGCCAGCUUGCACAGAGCUGUAUCUGCUAGAGGAAGGAAAGAAUCAGAGCAAGGUGAAUAUCAGUCUUUUCUGCUUAAUUAGGAUAGUUUUGUAACAGACGAAUUAGUGGAAGCUCAUAACACCCUUGCUGAUCAGCUGCAGCAGGUGGAAACACAAAUGGAGGCUUACAAAGCCCGGCUUAUGAACUUUGAUGAUGGGUCACAGAGAAACAACCAGCAAUUGUGGAGUGUCACAAAAGUCACUAUCGCUGGGUCUCUAUAAACUCAACCCUUCUCCCUGGCAACUAUUUUAGUAACUGUUUGCCUCCAUUUCUGCAGAGUUGCUACACAUUGGGCUGGGGUUAGCUUUGAUUGGUUUUGCUGUUUGGAGUUAUGAAACUGUCUGUUUCUGUAUGUUUGACGAUUCUUAUGAUUUUGCAGAUGUUUUUUUAUGUCUAAGUCACUCUGUGCCCAUUAUAGGGUGUGUAUUAUUUGUUAAAUGACUUAUGUUCUUUCCUGUCCUGAUGAUGCUCUCUACCAACUAGGUGGGUUUGGCUGUGGAGCCUGUGCAGUGCCACCUGUUAGUUAACAGUCUUGCAAGCCUAUACAGCACCAUCUGGUGGUUGAGAAGAUCUUGAAACAGUUAUAUGCACUACCUGAAUAACUAGGUUCUCUAAUUUGCAUAUUCAGAUGGAUUUACAUAUUAUGGUUUAGACAGGCAGGGGACACAUUUCUUGUCAGUGUUUGUUUUCCCCCUUUAAUAAAUAUUGUAUUGUGUUAUAUGAGUGCCUGUAUGAUUCCCCAUAUCAUUAUGUUUUGGGUAUUAAUUGAGUGUGUCCCCAUAAAUGUAAUGUAGGCUAGUCCUGAGUGUAAAUAAAGUAUUGUGUGUUAGUUCCAAUGGGAAUUGUGUGUCCUGUCUGGUUUGUUCAGGGAUCCAUGUAACAGUUUCGGGCAUGUUGGCUGGCUCCACUGGUCCCGGAUUCCUGGGACGAGUUAAGAAACAGCUAGACCUGAGAGCCACAAGUGCCUUUGUUAGGGCUGUAGGUGGAGACAGUGAAGGCAUAGGUGUUGAUACCUGCCUGAGAGAGGAACAGAAGAGGAAGAGGGGACGAUACCUGCUUGGAAGAAGAGAACUGGAGCCUGGCCCAGUGGAAGUGGUCCUCAGAGACCCCUCUCAAGAUUGGCAAGUGGGUCUGAAGCACUCCAGAGUAGUAGGAAGCUGACCUGGUGAAGGUACUUAGUUGGAGUACGGGAGUACCCCAUUUCUUUAUUAGGUACAGAUCCGAAACUUUUGGCGAAAAUCUUUGCACACAAGCUGGGGUGUUUGUGGCACCAUAUUAUACAUAACAAUCAGGUGGGUUUCAUCAAAAAUAGGUCUAACAACCCCAGAAAGGUAUUAGACCUGAUAACUAGCAUUACAAAUACAAAGGGGUGUUGUAGUAUCACUGGAUGGUGAGAAAGCCUUCGACUGUCUCCAUUGGCGGUUCCUGGAAGCAGUCUUGGGCUAAUUCAGCUUACCAGAGCAAUUUAUCUUGAUCAUUACAUGUUUGUAAAGCACCCCUAAAGCCAGGGUUUUAAAUGUGGGAUUCCUGUAGGACUCCUUUGGUAUCACAAAUGGUAUUAGACAGGAAUGUCCUCUCUCCCCUUUACUUUAUGUGUUAGCACUGGAACUUUUGGUCACAUCCCUCCAAGCUGAUUCAUCCAUCCGAGGGGUAAUAGUAGGAGAGCAAGAAUACAAGUUAAAUUUAUUCGCAGAUAACAUCCUACUUACUCUAACACAGACAAUCACUUCCCUUCCUGAUUACUAUUUAUUGAUAAUCUGAUUUCAUCCCUACUAGGUGUAAACAUUGAUCUCAACUAAAUGGUGUUUUUUUUGUUUUGUUUUUUUGGCAUGCACAUUUCCUUCUCCUAUACGUAUAUAGCAAGUUAACUGUGGUAUGUAAUGUAUUUUUUUUAAAUGUAUUUCUUUGUUUAAUACUUUCGUAUAUCAGGUCUUUUAUGUUGUAAGACCUUGGCAGGGGUUGGUUAGGUUUUGACUUUAUUUGGUCAUAUCUUCUUGUUUUUUGCAAUAUGUAUGUUUUUGUAUUUUGUACUAUUUGUGCUGAGAUAUGUGACAUAUAUUAUUAUGAAUUCAAUAAACAUUUAACUUUAUAGAGAGUGUGUUCCUCUUUAUUUUGAUAUUUGGUACCAGUAUCCUUUAAUAACAUGGUAUAUGUUUAUUCCAAUUGUAUAGAAGUAUGGAAAUAGUGGAACAAUAUGAAAUAAAACCUCUUUUCUUAAAAUGAGGGGGCUGAUUUUUCUUUUGAUUUACAUCGCAAUGAGAUGUACAGUCAUUUUUGGGUGGAGGGGCUAAAAAGGAGCAUUCUGGUAUUCUGGGAAGUAAGACAAACCACAAUGGAGAUAUAAUCUCUCUCAACAGAUACUUUUUAUUUUUAGUGUUUUUGUUUACAAUCCAAGAACAAUGAUUAGGCCUAGAGUCUCCCUAAUGCACUUAGAAUAAACCUCAAGAUAAAAGAGAGAGAGAAAGGAAAUACUGGAGCAGGAAUAUCAUCAGCUUUCAAAGGUCCCUCUUAUUAGUGGGAACAGUAAACCAUUUAAGUUGAAAAAGUAACGCAGUAAUAGUAAUGCAGUUGAUGGGAACUAUGUUUCCCAAUGCUAAGCCAGACAUAAUCACAAAAAUUGCAGUUCCAAAGAUUAGCCAUCGCUACACUAAGGUAAAUGGGGGUGUGGGGUUCAAUUACAAGCUGACAAUCCACUUGAACAUUUUUAACUUAACUACAUGAUUUGUAACACCAUUUUCCUAGGAUUCUUUUUCUCCCAAAGCUGCUAUUUUAGACAAAAAAAUAUAUUUUUGUAUUUACCACUUUUAAUUCAACUCACUGUUUAGUAUCCAGUCCAUUAGAACAUUUCUCAUAAUGAAGAUUAUUGCUUGCAACAUUAGUUGCAAGCAUACUGUAUACACUUCCUCUGCUUAUGUUAUACAAUUGUAUAGGGAUUUGUUCCACAAUUACACUUUUAAUAAGAAAGCAUAGAGCAGUAUGUAAACCAAUCUGGCAAAUUUCAAUGUGAAAAAACGGCUUUCUAUUUGACCCUGUAACUUUUAAAAACACUAUAAAACCUGUACAUAGGGGGUACUGAUAAACUCGGGAGACUUCGCUGAACACAAAUAUUACUGUUUUAAGCCAGCUAUUCCAGGCAUGUGAUCGCGAGGACCCUGCGAUCACAUUGCACGGGAGGGCCGGAUCGGGCAGAGGCAGACCCUAGGAUCGCGAUCGUCGGCGGGGGAUCGCCAGCGUUCAGGUAAGUGGGAAUUUACUAUCGGACGUACCAGGUACGUCCACGGUCGUUAACGGGCGUUUUUUGUCGGACGUACCUGGUACAUCCAUGGUCAGGGAGUGGUUAAGGACCGCGGCGAAUUAGAGCAUCUUAAAAUCCCCUCCCCCCCCUCACUGCCGGGUCCCUGGGUGCCUGCGGUUUAUGUGUGAAAAAUGCAAAAAAAUAUAUAUAUAAAUGCUAAUUUUGGCCAGGGUUUGUGACUAAGUGGCUACUAAAAAAAGACUGGACAUACCCCAUUUUGAAUAUCUGGGUUGUCUACUUUCACAAAUGGUAUGCCAUGAUGGAGUUAAGUUUUAUUCCUUGGCUGCUAUACAGUCUCAAAGGCAACAUAGGCCCAGCAAACCAAUCUGGCAAAUUUCAAUGCGCAAACAUGGAAAAGGGGAAAGCUAUACAUUUGACCCUUGUAAGUUUGCAAAAACCCAUACCCCAUGGGGGCACUUUUGUACUCAGGAGAUGUUGCUAAACACAUAUUGGGGUGUUCUUUGGCAGUAAUGCGUAACAGGAGCUGAGAAUCCAUGCCUAUAGUACAAUGUGUGUGAAAAAUAACACAAAAAAAUGACUACCCAAAAGGUUGACAAAGACUGGUGGUAGAAUUAGUGCAUAGAAAGUGUUAAAAUACCACCAUUUGAAAUACCCUCGGGUGUCUACCUUUCAAAAAUAUAUGGUUUGAUGGGGAUAAAUUACAUUGGCCGGCUUCAAAAAUGUCCCAAAUAGGACAUGGGUGCAUGAUGACCAGCUGCAAAAAUUCCAAGUUGGAAAACUGGAAUGUGCACCGUCCAAAUAAGAUCUUUUAGCCCCAACACACCUAUACAUGGGGGGUAUCACUAUACUCAGGAAAUGUUACUGAACACAUAUUGGGGUGUUCUUCGGCAGUUACCCUUAAGGUUCUCCGUACAUGAAUUCUUAAAUUGCUAUGUGUGUCAAAAAUAUCAACCAUUAUUAUUAUUUUUUUGGCAUAGAUUGGAGUUAAAUGGUUGCAUAGGGGGGCGGAGCCUGACAGCCGAGACGAGCGGAGGCACAACUCUGGAGCUCCGUGUUAAAACCGGAGAAAUUAAGCCUAAAUACAGCCUACAUUACCCCCACUAAUCACGACCACACACAGGAACCCCUCAAGCACGAUGGGACACAAAAAUAAAAAACAGAUGCCAGACAAACCAGCCCCAGGACUAACAAUAGGGGACAUGUGGCAGGAAGCACGCGGCCCGAGUGAAGCCAAUAUGGCGGCGCUCCACGGAGGAUGCACAGACUUCUCAGACGACUGCUCAGAAGGAGCCGAAGAGGAAUACUUCCGAGCCCCUGACUCAACACCGAAGGCACAACCAGGCAAAACAAGGACUGACCCUGAUGCCAACCUGGUGACCACAGGGGUGCUAAAAAUUCUACUAGCAGAUUUACAGAAGAACAUCCUUGCGGAUGUCACAGCAUUAAGGGGAACGCUGCAGGGCCUCAUGGGCCGAAUUGCUGUGUUGGAGGACUCCUCUCAAGAAAGCCAGCGCACCAUCGCCACAUUGCAGAGAGACGUGCAAGAAUUGAGCCGCAAAAACAUGAUGCUUGAACGGCGCCUGGACGCCCAGGAGGACGCAAGAAGGAGACACAACAUAAAGGUCAGGGGGAUCCCGGAGGGGCUACCGGAGGCAGAAUUGCCGCACACGAUCAGGCGCCUGCUAACUACUAUACUGCCCCCAGGUCAAACUAAACCCAUCACUCCCACAGAUCUAUUCUGUAUCCCGAAACCUGCCAGGGCCACAGACGCGGCCACAAGGGACACUAUCCUUACCUUCAAAAAUGGAUCAGACAAAGCAUCGAUCAUCACCGCCCUCCGGGGAAAAACUCCUAUACAAUUUGAGCAUACGAAGCUAACAUUCUAUAAUGACCUCUCGAACGGAACUCUGGCGUGGCGUAGAUCACUCAGACCCCUCACUGCCACACUCCAGAGGCACAAAAUCUUAUACCGCUGGAGGUCAGCUCACACACUCCUCGUGCAGCAGGGAGAAACAACUCACCAAAUCCACGGCCCACAGGAUGCAGCGGAUCUUCUACAGGCCUUGGGCCUACCGCGGGACUCUCUCUCCCAAGCGGACCACCGAGCCCCCACCACCCCGACUCACAGCUGGGACCCAGAGAACUGCCCCCCUUUUGUACCACGAAACAACACACCGGUCACAUACGCCUCGGUCACCACCUAAGCGGAGCCGAGGUGCCCACGCUCCAAUCCUAGCAGCACACGCCCGCCAGUUACGGCAAUGAUUACAAGGUUGCCGGGACCACCCGCAGUACCCUACACCUGCCCGACCAACCAGCCGAAGAAUCUCAACAAAACCAAGGACUGCUAACUUUGCCCCCGCCCCCCCCAAAUACGUCCCACUGCAGUUUUACCCUCCUCCUGACCACCUAGGUCUCAAAAGGAUCCAACGCAGAUCAACAACCUUGACGACUACAUCACUCCAGGACACCCUCACCUAUCCCUGGCCUCUCGAGAGCAUGGUACGUCUCUUGCAACUUGCAAGAGACCCAUUCCAAGUGACAUUACCACUCAAUUCUUCACUCUUUGUGACAUUACUGAAUUCCCUGCCACCUCCGAACCAGGGCAAUGGCUGACUCGACAUAUACUAGGGGCCUGUAGCCCACUUCUCACGAGGACUAACUCUACUUAACAGCCCCCCUCAACCCAGGUCGAUGCCACCGCUGGACACAUCACCCACACAGCUGCGGAAUGUUUAAUGUUUAAAGUUAUAAUUUAGAAUAAGAAGUAGGAUGCAGUGCUAGGGAGCUUGUUACUAUACUCUCUACCAAAACUAGUGUUAGUUGUGCUAACGUCACGUCAGGUCUAAGCCUCAUCGCAUAAAACUUAGCAAAGCUUUAAUAAUUGUGUGUUUCCUUAGCUACCCACAUAAGCAUAGCCUAUGCUAAUUAACAUGUUACUCUAUGAGGAAGUACUAGCUAAGCUUUGUCUAUUUAGCUGCUUAUAAUUUUGACUUAAUCAGAUGCGCAGCUUUCUACGUCUAGACCCAUAACCCAGCGGCAUAACGUUCUCAAUGCAUGCAAGACUCAAUAUUUAACUAGCCUGUUUACUCAUAGACAUAUCUGUCUAGCAAUUUUUGGUCUGAAGUUACUGGCCUGCAUAAUUGCACGAGAGAUCGUGGGAUUAUAGUCAAAGAUUCGGGCACAAGAGUAUAGCAUUUCUUGGGUAGCAGUCUACGUACCUUCUGCUAACUAAGCUAUCCACACUGGCCGUUUAAUUAACUAGUAUAAUAUACCCAUUCUACCUAUACUGUCACUAGAGCAACUCAAGUACCACCUUGAGAAAUGUACCUUACAGUUAUGAGUGUGCUGACAAUCCCCCUUACCUAGCAGCAGUGCUGAUGUCUUGCAGAGUCGGGACUGUGGAAUUGGCUGACAUUUUGCCCAUAGACUCUGAGACUACCACUUGCUCAACUGAAACUCAAGGCCACAUUGUGUUGUUUUAAUUUCUCGCUGGCACUAUUAACACUUAUGUGGUAUUACUUGCAACUAAACGUUACAACAUGUUCAUCAUAUUUAUAUUAGCUAAAACAUACUCGAAGUCGUUCUGUUAUUGCUUGCAUCUCUGCUUUAAUCAGGUUGAGUUCUGCAAAGAACAUGUCCUGGAAAUGUGCCAGGAGAUCGUGUAUGUCCCGUUUUGUCACAGGUGGUUCACUUUCAGGCAUAGCCUGUGCUCCCUUCUUGGGUGCCUUGUCCGCCACUGGAUCAGUUGUAGUCUCCAUCCGAGGGGAUGAUGGCUCCCGCGUGCGGGGCGUCAAGGCCAGCAUCUGGCCGAUGUCGUGGUUGGAGGCGGCCGCAGCCGGAGCCGUUUUUUGUGAUUUGCGGCCCAUCGGGGGAUCUGGUGUGCCCCGAGGUAUACCGGCUGCUUGUGGGUCUGUGUCCCAGUAGUCUUCGUCCCAGGGGGCGAUACGCGGCUGCCGCGGGAAUCCCGCCCGGUAGGCCCGAGGCCCUUUCCGCCGGAUUUUCGUACCCGACGGGCACAAAAAAGGCAUCCACCGGUCCGGUAGGCGGACCCCAGUAUAAGGGUCGCUAUUACGGCUCUGGAUGUGUGGCGGUGCGCCAGUUAUAAGUGAUUUUCCAGGCGAUGAGCGAGGAGCUGGGUGAAAUGGCGUCUGCUCCUGAACGCCGUUAGCUCCGCCCAAUCGCUUGAUCAGUUCUUGAAUACUUUCCAAUGUUUUUCCUGGGCCUAGUCAGGUUAACGGGAUCUUUAAAUGUUUCAUACUAUAGUUAGCGAUAUUACUUUUUUCACGUGUCCUAGUUCAGCUAGAUAAGCCAGCGACUAGAUGGAAUGCUUCAUAAGAUAUAUAACGCAUUGUACCGCCAAGGUUUCGUUAGUGUUGUGCUACACUAGGACCAAAUUUUAAUUGUACACCCAGCGUAAAUAUAAACGUGGACAAUCUAGAUAUAAAUAACUGAAAAAUGUGCAUGGAUUUAUGAAAACUCAAUUGUUUAAAAUGUUGAUAAUCAGCGUGAGGAAUGCUAUUGGGGCACCACACGCCUGCUGUGAUGUUUUUUCUUUGCACUACAAAAAAUAAAUAAUUUUUUUUUAAAAAAAUGGUUGCAUAGAAAGAGUCAAAAUACCCCAAGUUUAAUACCUUAGGUUGUCUUCUUUUUAAAAAAUAUAUACAUGUGAAGGGUUAAUCAGGGAUUCCUGACAGAUAUUAGUGUUACAAUGUAACUUGUGUUAAAGGACCACUAUAGUGCCAGGAAAACAUACUCGUUUUCCUGGCACUAUAGUGCCCUGAGGGUGCCCCCACCCUCAGGGACCCCCUCCCGCCCGGCUCUGGAAAGGGGAAAGGGGUUUAAACUUACCUUUUUCCAGCUGGCGGAGAGCUCUCCUCCUCCUCUCCGCCUCCGUUACGCCCCGCCGGCUGAAUGCGCACGCGCGGCAAGAGCUGCGCGCGCAUUCAGCCGCAUAGGAAAGCAUUUACAAUGCUUUCCUAUGGACGCUGGCGUGCUCUCACUGUGAAAAUCACAGUGAGAAGCACGCAAGCGCCUCUAGUGGCUGUCAAUGAGACAGCCACUAGAGGAUUAGGGGGAAGGCUUAACCCAUUAAUAAACAUAGCAGUUUCUCUGAAACUGCUAUGUUUAUGAAAAAAUGGGUUAGCCCUAGCUGGACCUGGCACCCAGACCACUUCAUUAAGCUGAAGUGGUCUGGGUGCCUAGAGUGGUCCUUUAAUUUUGAAAGAAAAUGGUUUGGAAAUAGCAAAGUGCUACUUGUACUUAUAGCCCUAUAACUUUCUAAACAAAGCUAAGAACAUGUUAACAUUGGGCAUUUCUAAACUCAGGACAAAAUGUAGAAACUAUUUAGCAUGGGUGUUUUUUGAUGGUUGUAGAUGCGUAACAGAUUUUGGGGGUCAUAGUUCGAAAAAGUGUGGGUUUUUUUCUCUCUCAUAUUUUAUAUUUUUAUAGUAAAUUAUAAGAUAUGAUGAAAAUAAUGGUAUCUUUAGAAAGACCAUUUAAUGGUGAAAAUAACGCUAUAUAAUAUGUGUGGGUACGGUAAAUGAGUAAGAGGAAAAUUACAGCUAAACACAAACACUGCAAAAAUGUAAAAACAGCCCUGGUCCCAAACAGUAAGAAAAUUUAAAAGUGGUCUGGUCACUAAGGGGUUAAAGGUAAUUAAUAUAAAAGUAUAAAACAAGAGAAAAUACACUCAAAGUGAGGUAGAUAAUAAUAAUACACUAAAUACACUUAACGCGUUUCACCUGGCAAGAGGCUUUCUCAAAAGUGUUUUUUCAUUCGUACAUAUAAGUGUUAGUCUGUAAAACAUCAAGUUAAUGACAAAUACUUCCUAAUUUUAUUACCGCACUAUAAAAGGGGUCAAAGAGUCAAAUAAAUCUUUCCAAGAUAGAUCUAUUUUGAUAGACAACUGAGAAUGGAACGGUCACUUCCAGCAAUAUUUUAUUAGGUUUAGGCUUACUUAUUCCAUAUAAGUAAAAAAUCCCCGUUAAACCUAGUGUUAAGUCAACAAUACUUGUUACUUCAAUGGCAUUUCUGGCAGUAAAAGGUUUUGACGUUCAUGAAUUGUGUUGAUGUUGAAAGCAAUCCUUUGAUACCCACUGAAAGUCAACAAUAAUGAUCAAUCGGUUACUGAAUCUGGAUUGUACUUUAACCAAAAUAAAGUUGGAAUAAAGAACAUAUUAAACUGGGACUGUUUGAACUUGUAGUGGCAUUGUGGUUAGAGGGGUCCAGUUUUUAUUUCAAGUUCACCGGAAUAAGGUAAAUUUCUUUGGUUCUUUGGCAAGAGGCCAGCAACUACACACAUCAGGCCAUGUAGUCUCUGUUUAGCUGGUGUGAGAAGACAUGGGAGUAAAGUGCCUGGGUCAUAGACAAAAAGGUGGGGGAAUAGUCCAUUCUGAUUUAUUUAUUUUUUAAAUGUGCUUCCUGUUAGAACAGAUUGUAGUGUAUCCAGUAAUUUUUCAGUGUUUGAUAAUUGUGCAAAUCCUAUACUUUGCAUGUGAUUCACACCUGUAAAUUGUUGUUUUUAAACCAGAAACAGGCUGAACUUGAUGGACGCAAGUCUCUUUUCAGCUAAGUAACGAUAUGUAACUAUGUAACAGGAUUGCACAUUCGUAAAAUCACUGGGUUUCCACUGGAUGUAUUCACCUUUAGCAAAUAUUCAAAUAGCAUAUCCAGAUUAAUCUGGGAGUUUUUCCAGAUGUUCAUAAAAUAACCCUGCUAAUGUACAUCUUAUUAAAAAAUUUAUGAAAGCACUGUCAACAUUUUUUUUUUCUGUUCUCAUUUUACAGUGAUGCUUUAAAAUACUAAUAAUGUUUAUUCUUUAGGUCUACCGAACUCUCCUUCUGUGUCAUUCAGUAAAAGGAAUUCCUGUAAACACAUACUAUAUGUUUUAAUGCAAAAAUAUGGAGCACAGCUUCCUCCCGUGAGUCUUGUAAAUUCUCCUUGCUGCCUUCCAUGCAUUUAGCAAGGUACAUUGUCAUAGAGACAGGGGCAAAAACAAGGAGGGGGGACUGCAGGGAAGGGUUAAAAAAAAGUUAUUAUGGAUACAGUGGUGACACCUGGUGGUAGCAUAUGAGUAUUACGUCUACUUUUGUUUUUGUCACAUUAAGGGAGGGACAUAGACUACGUUCUUCUGCCAAUGUCAUAUUUUAAAAUUGGUGUAUAAGUGACAAGAUUGUCUAGAUAUUCCUGUUUACAUGACCUAGUUAUGAGUGUGAUAAGCUGGUGUUGAAAGUGAGGAGGCGUUGGCUCUGUCACUGUUUGUGCUGUACCUGUGCUGUGCGUACAUGGAAGGUAUAUCAGUGUGGGAGGGGGGACAUUAUGCUAUAAUAAUAAUAUAAUGAUUUUCCUAUAAACAAACAACUUCAUUUUAUAUCUUUGUGUAUGACUGUAAGUGGUCAUUGUGAUUAUAAUGUAUAUCAGGGUGUAUAUACACUGUGGGUUAAGGUUAGUACAGCGUUCUAUACAAUUUAACUGUUUGGGUUAUUCACUAAAUUGACAAUGGAAUUUGUAAAUUAUAGACCGGAAUAGCUGAAUUGUAUCAAUUCCCUAUAUUAUUUAUAUCUCCAACUCAGUAGCAUAUUUGAGCAUAUAUUAGCAUUUUGUUUUUAUCAAGUGUAUGUACAUUAUAUGUGAGUGGAUACGGCACUGUACUCAAAUCAAGUGUGAGUGCAUUGUGUGUAAGUAGAGACUGAUAUUGUCUUUAAACUGUAUAUCUGCUGAAUGUACACUGUAAGUGGAGGUUGGCUAAUGCAGUGCAGCUUCUAAGUUUAAAUUUUGUGUAAGUGAUAGUACGCAUAAUACAUAGACUGUAUAUCUGCUGUAUGUACAAUAUGCAGAAAUUGAGGCUGGCACUGCUCUUUAAAUUUGCCAUGUGUAACACUGUGCAAGUUCAACUGAUAUUGUGGUUUAUAUUGUGUAUUUUGUGUGUAUUUAGUAAGUGGCGGUUGGGAAUGUUUAAACUGUAUACACUUGCAAGAAAAAGUAUGUGAACCCUUUGGAAUGAUAUGGAAUUCUGCACAAAUUGGUCAUAAAAUGUGAUCUGAUCAUCAUCUAAGUCACAACAAUAGACAAUCACAGUCUGCUUAAACUAAUAACACACAAAGAAUGAAAUGUUUCCAUGUUUUUAUUGAACACACCAUAUAAACAUUCACAGUGCAGGUGGAAAAAGUAUGUCAACCCCUAGACUAAUGACAUCUCCAAGAGCUAAUUGGAGUGAGAUGUCAGCCAACUGGAGUCCAAUCAAUGAGGUGAGAUUGGAGGUGUUGGUUACAGCUGCCCUGCCCUAUAAAAAACACACACCAGUUCUGGGUUUGCUUUUCACAAGAAGCAUUGCCUGAUGUGAAUGAUGCCUCGCACAAAAGAGCUCUCAGAAGACCUACGAUUAAGAAUUGUUGACUUGUAUAAAGCUGAAAAGUAUCUCCAAAAGCCUUGCUGUUCAUCAGUCCACGGUAAGACAAACUGUCUAUAAAUGGAGAAAGUUCAGCACUGCUGCUACUCUCCCUAGGAGUGGCCGUCCUGCAAAGAUGACUGCAAGAGCACAGUUGAGUUGUUUGGAAGAAACACACAACACUAUGUGUGGCGAAAAAAAGGCACAGCACACCAACAUCAAAACCUCAUCCCAACUGUGAAGUAUGGUGGUGGGGGCAUCAUGGUUUGGGGCUGCUUUGCUGCGUCAGGGCCUGGACGGAUUGCUAUUAUCGAAGGAAAGAUGAAUUCCCAAGUUUAUCAAGACAUUUUGCAGGAGAACUUAAGGCCAUCUGUCUACCAGCUGAAGCUCAACAGAUGAUGGGUGCUGCAACAGGACAAUGACCUAAAGCAUAGAAGUAAAUCAACAACAGAAUGGCUUAAACAGAAGAAAAUACACCUUCUGAAGUGGCCGAGUCAGAGUCCUGACCUCAACCCGAUUGAGAUGCUGUGGCAUGACCUCAAGAAAGCGAUUCACACCAGACAUCCCAAGAAUAUUGCUGAACUGAAACAGUUCUGUAAAGAGGAAUGGUCAAGAAUUAUUCCUGACUCUUGUGCACGUCUGAUCUGCAACUACAGGAAACGUUUGGUUGAAGUUAUUGCUGCCAAAGGAGGUUCAACAGUUAUUAAAUCCAAGGGUUCACAUACUUUUUCCACUAGCACUGUGACUGUUUACAUGGUGUGUUCAAUAAAAACAUGGCAAAAACAUCUGCUGUGUGUACACUGUGCAUGAAUGGAGGUUGUCACUACAAAGUGUAGCACUGUGCUUAUACUGUAUGUCUGCUGUGAGCACUAUGUGUGAAUGUAGGCUGGCACUGUGCUUAUAGUCUAUACCUGCUGUGUUUACAUUGUAAAUGGAGGAUGGCAAUGUGUUUAUAAUAAUAAUAACAAAGUAUUUAACCAGGAAAGGUACAUUCAGAUUACACAUAAAAAUCUAUGAUUUUUUUUUUUUUUUUAAACUGGAAUCAAAUUGGAAUUUUCAUAAACUAUAUAAGUCCUCUAUAUGGGGAAUGGCCUCAACAGUUACCACACUUGUCCUUUGAUCUCUGUCUAUUACUGUUUAAGAUUAUUUUGUUUUGAGUCAUGUUAUUGGAGCCUUACAGGCUUCCAUAAGUAACACUCCGUUUAUGAGAUGUAGGUGGAACGCAAGAUGACCGUGCAAUGGAAUGCAUGCGUCAUUAGAAGACUACAUCCGGAACGUGCGCACCGGAAGUGAUGUCAUCAAGUUUGCGGAAAACCGGAGGUGACGUCACCGAAUCGGCAAAGACCGGGAAAUUCAAUUAUAAACAGCUGGAGCAACUGAACAACACCUACUAGACUGCCAAUGAAAAGAAAUAUCACCCAUAUAAAAGAGAGACUCGGGGGGGCAAAUUAUACUGCUUGUUUGAUUACUUCCUGUUUUUACAUUUGCUGUGUGUAUUCAACUUUGGUGGCUUAGCCUACCAGUAGGUUCCUGAGGAAGUCAUUUUCAGACGAAACGUGUAGGACCUGGUACAUCACCACUUUUCAGUGUAUUUUUACAUCUUCUUUAAAAUAAAGCAGAAUUGUUACAUCCAUCUAUCCUGAGUCCAGUCUCAUCAUCACUAAAGGAAAGGAUUUAGCCCCCCAAUUUCAGCGGGGGAGGCACCCUUGGGCAAAAUAUUUUCUUCUAUCUUGUGAGUUUUACAUGUAACAGCACAUUUAUAUAUUGUUUGAGUGUUACACUAUUAUUUGUUUUUAUGUUGUAGAUCUGCAGCUGGAUUCUCCAUUUUUGUUUUGCAUUUAUACGGUAUUUAAAAGGGAUACUUGCUGGGAUAUCCCGGGAGAAAGCUGUUACCACUAUCCAUAGAGAUAAGUGUUUUUUCACUACCCUAUUAUUUUUAGGUGUAGGUGAUCAUAUUCUUUUUUUGUGUACAUACAUUCAGAUUACUGUGUUUUUUUUAAGUAUGUCCUGGGGAUGUUAGCCCAACAUCCAGUGGUUGUUACAAUUACCCAAUUUAAUGAUACUCAUUUUAUCUACCUCAGAAGGAUGAAGAGCUGAGUCAACCCUGCCGGGAUACAUUAGCCCACUGAGCUAUCUCACCGGCUUUAUACUGUGCCUCUUCUGUGUACACUGGGAUUGUGUAAGCUGUAUUUUAGCUGUGUGCAUAUUGUGCAUACCUCCCAAGUAUCCCUCUUGAGAAGAGACCAUUCCUGUUUUGGGCCCAAAUCCAUUGGCCCCUUAUUUUAACCUAAUGUCACACUUUUCUAGGAGCUCCAUAUUGUUGGUGUGUCUGAGUGUAUUACAGAGCUUCAGAGCAAUAAUACUCACAGUAAUGUGUUUUUAAAAUAAAAUUAAUGGCUUAGACAGGAACUGUGUAAAUAAUAUACAUUAUCUUGUUCUAAAUUACAUUUAAUUGCAUACAUUGUUAUUAGUAAAUUACAAAUGAUGGUACUGCUCAUGGAAGCUUUGUGUAUGUACUUUGUACAAGGCCAAUUCAAAAUUUCUCGAAACCUUGGUUCAGCUAGAUGAACCCAUGUUCCACUGCUGUGUCUUUGCAACUGAUAUGUCUGUGGGGAGGGGUACUAAUUAUAUAAUUUUACUAGUCCAUGAUGAAAAGUCAUGAUUUUAUGAAUGAGUAUUGUGCAUUUAACUCCCACAGCAGCAAAGAGAAAAUCGAGGAGUAAAACAUAAUAAACAGAGUGUUCCACACCACAUACUCCUCCCAACAUAACAUCAGCCCUAUAAAACCUUAAAACACCUCCCAACACUUCAUCUUUCUUUGCAGUGAGAAAACAAUUACAACAGAUUGAACUAUUGGAUAUGAAUGUAAGAACAAGCCAGUGAAGAGUCAGAAGAACCAUCCAUAGAACCUGAUGAUUCAAUUGGCAAGCAGAACGGAUUAACAACAUGGAGGACGUGAUGGAAUGCUGCAGGAUCCAAGUAGAGUCUCAGACUUAAAAAGGUAAAAGAAGAAAGAGCUAGAAUUUAGUGCAGGUACGUAAUAACAUACACAACAUAAAUAUACAGUAAUUCCAAUCGCCAUAUGCCCCAUGUACAAGAGUAUUUAGGAUGUGACUUCAGCAAAACCGAUAUAGUUCGAUAUAGAUGGUAGAUCGGUACAGAUUGAUAGACCAAUAAGCACAGAGACGUAAGAAAGUCCAAUAUGAAUGUCACAUGGCCAAAAUAGGAUCCAUGUCCCUUGUCAGGUAUUAACCAGCUCAAGCGCACCAGGAGUUCCAAGCCGAUGAAGCUGCCAAUAAUCUUCAAGCCGAAUCUGAAAUUACUUGGGGAUCCCAAGGUCCCCGGAUAUGAGCCAUGCGAGAAGGGACAACUGUAUGGAGAGAAUCAGAGGGUGAGGUCGAUCAUCCGGGUCAUACAGAAGACUAGUAAACAAAGGGAGCAAUCUGGGAGAGUCUAUGGCUAGUUCUAGGACAUGCAGGAACUACGUUUGAAAGGGCCGGAAGGGGGUGAUUCGCAGGAUCGUUGCUGCAUUUUAGUUGAAUAAGAGUCCUGGGAAUCAUGGAAAAUGAGGGGUAAGCGUAAUGGGGGUUCCCGGACCAGUUCACGUCCAGGUGCCAAAUGUAGAAUUGAGGAAGCCUGGUGUACCUGGUGAUGGUGUCAGGAUUACUAAUUGUUCCAGCAUGCAGAAAUAGUGUCACACCUAGGACAAAGGAUAACGUCUAUCCUGACCUUAGAAUGGCCGGACUUAAUGUACCCAAAAAUAGUCAAAAUACUUGCUGAUGUCAGGGAAACAGAAUGAGACACAAUGAUGGGGGAAAGCCAAAAAUCAAGGAUACCAGAAAUCAGGGAAGUCAAAAUGAAGCCAAAGUAAAAAAAACUGAAAUAAUACGAUCAGGAACACACUUUUGGAUAACCAGCAAAGGGAAACCACGACAGGGCAAUAAGUAGAAUGGAAAAUGAGUUUAAAUAACCCUCCUGCAAAUCCGACCUUUGACCCCAAAACGUACGUGUGCAUCUUUUGUGUGACGUCACACACGUCAACGUCGUCAUUACCGUGGGUGGAAAUGGGGCUAUAAUAUGGAGUGGAUCUGCAUUGGCUGGCGUCCACCAACAUGUUGCAAAAGUCAGGCAUCGUGGCACAGGACAGCAGAGCGACACUUCCACCAGUCUUAGGAAGGUAACCUUCACUGUAAUCUCCACAUGGAGAGGAUGGAAACGUGACAGAUGGGAGGAAAAAAAAGUCGACAUGUAGGGGACCCCAUAAGAGGAGAACUUGAAAAAAACUAGGUAUCCAGUGUCCAGUCACUGGAGUCGGACAGAAAUCGUGAAUUCCAAUCCACCUCUACAUUGAUCAUACCCGAAAUUUUCUCUGCCCAAACUGAGAGGUUACAAGCCAAACAGAACUCCCCAAAAAUCCUAAAUAUGAGGAGGUUUUACAUAGUAAUGUCACUUUAAUUAUAUUUUCAGAUAUAUAAUAUGCACUGUGAGUAUAUACAUCAAAGCACUAUCACUUAAAUUGUUUAGUUUUAACAGUGCAUUUUUUCUAAUUAUUUCUGCUUAUUAUUUAUAUAAUAAUAUAAUAAUGCUCUUACAACAGAUUAUUAUAAUACAUUUUAGCUCAUUUAGCACUAGCACUAUUUAAUUUGUCUCCCACGUUGGAAUUAGUUUAGGACCCACCGAUGUUGGGGUACUGUGAAAUAGUGGUGGGCUUAACACAAUAUGGCCAUAUGGUGAAACUGAAUCCUUAUAUUUGUUUGCUGAGAUAGGUGAUUUAAGUAGCCUUAUAAAAUGUAAAACUGCAUUUUUAUGUGUGCUGUUCUUUAAUCUCCCCAAAUUCCUUGACCAGGGUCAAUAAAAUGGCCGACUGGGUACCCCCAAGGUGAUUGAUGUAUUGGACGGCUUAUACAUUGUCCAUACAUAACCUGAUACAUAAUCCCUGAAGAAACUCCAUACAUAAUCCCUGAGGAAACUCAAGAGGGCAAAACGAGCCCGCUAACAGCAAAUUGAAGGUAUUGUGCUUAAUGGUAAGACAGUCCCCAUUCUGCAGACCGCUAGGUGGUGUUAUAUAUCAGGGUCGAACAUUGGCUACCCUGGGUGUCUAGGACCAUGUCCACGGAAUUUGUGGAUUGGAGUCUCACAGUAGAGGGUUGAUCCAUAGGAGUGGGAUCUUACGGUGCAACAACAGGAUUUUUUGUCUUCCAUCAGGCUCUAUCUCUAGUUAUGGUUCACUCGCAGUGUGCAUGAGCAGUGCGUUCUUGGAUCAUUCUGAUUUGGAGGCACAAGAUAAAUGACAGGGCUUUUAGAGGGCCUGCACUCACUGACUGAGAAGUACCUGUAGAAUUACCAGCAACAGGUUUACAGGAUAGCAAUCCUUUAAAAAAAUGUAUAUAUAUAUAUAUAGUGAGGUGAUAACCCUAGAGCAAGCACUGACCAGCCUGUAGAAAAAAGUGGACAAUAAGGACUAACCAUUAGGGCAGGAGAGAAAUCUACAAUUACCAGGUGAAAAGAGGAAAAGGAUGGGCGGUGCUAUUGGCGCAACUAGGGUAAGGCAUCACAAGAUCACAAGCGGAUGUCACAGCGAAUUGCAAGAUCGCGGACUAGCCAUGAGAAGGUUGCAACAGAAGAUGGGCAACAUAGGAGAUCCCUAUGUAGAACACUGUGUGCAUUAUAUUACGCUUAGAUUUUCUCUUUGCUGCUGUGAGAGUAAAGAAAGAGUUAAAUGGAUAAUAUGAGCCUCUGUGUCUUGAAAUAAAAUUUAGGAACAUCUUAGCUGUACAUAGGGCAGUGACCUUGCCAAAAGUUGCAUAAAACAGUAGCUACACAAAUCUGUUUGGUAAACUAGUGAUUACAUAACUAGACAAAGUGCAUUUACUGAAAUGUCUUUUCUAAGCUGGUGACAAAAAGUACUGCAAUGAUGUGAUGAUGGUGUCUUACUUCUUAUUUAUCAAGAGGCAAAAUUACAUUCUUCAUGACUCACUAUACCAAAUUAUAAAUGACAAUAAAACAUUUGUGGCACUUACAGUUUCCUUUUGCAGGUUUAUUUUGGAUUCCUAAGCUCUUCUAAAGGGGAUUAUGGGGUUCAGAAAAGUGCAAAACUAAUAUUUCCCUAGGUUGGGUCAUAGUUAGAAUUUAGUUACCUCUACAAAAGGCUGGAAGGUUCAUGGGUGGAAAGGAUCAAAAAGAUCCAGACUGACCAUCCUGACUUAUAGAAUGUGCUGUCAGUAGAAGACACACAUUCAAUGUGUUAAAGAUCCUUCUGUUCAUGAGGUUAGGAGAGACAUUUGAUGUUAGAUGUUAGCCAUUUUUAUUAUUAGUUAGUCCUUUUUUAUUAUUACUGGAAAGUAUCUCACUUUGAAUUGAAAUAGCAAACUGGAAGCAAACUUAACUGAAUUACCCAUGGUGCUGCAGCUACAAGACCAUUACCGUAAAGAGCAGUCUACGACCAAGUUGUUGACCAACUUCAGUUUCUGUUUCUGUGUAACAUAACCGUUUGAAAGGAUUUGCUCUCACGGUCAUGAUAAAAAGUAGAAGAAAAUUAGGAAAUGUUACUUACCUACCGUUUCCCUAAAUAUAUAUCUGGAAUGAUGAAGAAGAGGUUAUACCUCCAAACAGAACACCACUGGGACUCCUGCACAAAUCCUCUGGAGCGGAGAGUUUCGGCCUACCUCCCCAAUUGCAGCCAGAGUUACCGGGAGUGUAGAGUGUAGGACUUCCUCCCCAGAGGCAGCCAAAGUUACUGGGAGCAGACAGUGUAGGAGCCGAGUAUGUACCAGGGAAUGGAGCUGAGUGGGCUUUUUCACCAACAGCAGAAUGAGGAGCUACUGGCCUCUUCCCCCAACUUGCUAUUGCUCCUGCAGGUGUGAGAGCGGAGGAGCUCACCACACCCCCAGCUGAAACGCUGGGAUCAGGACAGACACAAGUCAUGGCCUUCAUGGGGACAGACGGUCACUACCAAAGCUUUGUCCCCGACUACAGAGCUAUUGCAGAGCCCCUAACGGAUCUGACUAAGAAAAGCUUUCCUAGGCAGGUUCUUUCCUAGGCAGGUUCCUGAUCAGAUCGCAGUGUUGCCACAAUCCGGUAAAACUUAAUUGAGGGCGCUCUAGGUCCCAGAGUUACCUAACAGAGCGCUCUUUGGAGGUGUGAAAGAGUAGAUGGUGAGGCAUCGAACCAUACCCAGAAACUGGGGGAGUUCCAUGUGAUAACUAAAAGCUACAUCAUUUUAGGUGAUCAGGAUUUCCCACCCAGCACUGCGGAAAUCUGUGUCAGAUAGGAGGACUGUUGCAGCCUAGUCAAAGCUUUACUUCCAGCUAACUAGGCCAGCCACCUCCAAUCUGAGUGCUUUUUGGAUAGAGGUGGCCCUCAGAAGAGAGCUAUCUGGGUGCGGCAUUUGUUUGGUGAUGUGGGAAUGGGAACCCAUUUUUUUUUAUUAGAAAUUGUUAACUGAUGCUGAAGUUUUAAUUACAUUAUCUGGUCAGGAAAUAAUACGUAGGCCCCAGGUAUAUCGCAAUAUGCAUUGUUCUCCACGAGAUCUCCUGUUGAGAACCCAGGUAUAAAAGAAUGCCAUUCACGCAAUGAAAACAGUUCUACUUCACCUUACACUAAGUCUCAGCUAGUGCUUGGGUGAAUCUGCUAUAAUAGCUAUAAUCACAAAGGGAAAGGGAGUCCUUGGCAGCGACACUCGGGUCCCCAGCGAGUAGGCCGCCACACAUUGCUUUAUGAAAACACUGGUUUUUGGUUGAGUAACACUUUCAGGGAGAUUAUAAAGUAUGCUUCUUUGAAAAUCUUUGUAAACCAUACAUUUCACAAUUUUUCCUAACACCUGACCCUCAGAAUGCAUCCUUUGUAUACCAUCUGAGCCCAAUUUUUUUAAAAUUUGAUCAUCCACAUUUCAGCUUGAAAAGAACCCUUCAGAAAGGCUCACUGCUAACUGGCAGGAGUAUUUGUGUGCAUGAGGAUUAACCCAUAUGUACUAUGUUAAAAGAAGAACUGUAGAUUGGGACUGGUUAGUCUUUUCUUGAGGACUGAGACAAUUGUGAAUCACAAUUGGUUAACAGCCAGGCAAUACUUUGGAUCCCACUUUGUCCACGCAGUCUCCUGUCAAGUCCUUGCACACUUUUACUUGUUUGUCCUACCUUUAUUUCACAUCUUGUACUAUAUAAAUAUGCUGCCUUUUAUUCAGAAAACCAGUCAUCUUGUCCUUCUACUAAGGCUUUUACUUCAUCCAAUGGUUGGCUGAUGAUUGUGAGAUACCACUGAAGAUGACCAGGUUGCUAGGAGUAGCUGUGGUAGCUCCUCAAGGUCCUCGGUGGCACUGAGAAAGGAAUGAAUGCUGUAGCAGAACCACCGCUUAGUCGUGUGUUUUCUACUUGUAUUCUGUGUUUCCCCUUGCAUUUUGUGUGCUGUGCCUUGUUGUCCCUUUCAGGAGUGUCCAUAAGAACAGAACCCAUUCGUCUCCCGAACUGGGACCACCCACUAGAAUGUUCACCCCAAUUAAUUAGAACGUUCACACCAGUAACAUAACUGCGAAACCGCAAGGGAAGUAAUUAAUGAGUGCUCCCCUGGGUGGCCGCCAUUUCCUAUAGAUGAACGCCAACCAGAGGGAGCAUUCGUAUCCUGAAAGGAGACACUUUCCUUGCCUGGUGUUCGCACAGGAGCCUCAUGAACAGAGACCAGUCAGGAAAUGUACUGGUGUGGGGGUUCCUAAGGUUGGCGGGGACACUUUUGGGGCACUAGCUAUUCUGGCAGCUCUAUGUGCCUGGGAGACAAAGAGACUAGCUCCCCUUUACCGCGCCGGGUUCCUAGGCACAGAGGAUCUUGGGAUAGAAACCCCUGGUUGUCGGUGUGGAUGACCCCUUGAAAGGGGUUAUGCAUAAAAGCCGUGUGUGGCAUAAUAAGAGGGCGCUGUACUCCCAGAGCUGUGUCUCGUCCAGUUACUGGGGAGAAUGGGUGUCUUUACACUGUAAGCAGUUCCAGAGUGGAUGAGGGAAGGAAUUAGCGGAGGUAACCGGUUGGAUUACCCGGGGUCUGCUACAAAUGCAUUAACAGAUUUGGAUUUCUUGCACAGCCUACAUGUGAUUGUCACCUGAUAUUCAGUGGCUCGCCACUUAUGAACCUGGCUUGACUUUCAAUGUGUAACCAUCCUAAGAUUGCGCUUUUCUUUCAGAGAUUAUUUCCAUCCUUCCUUAGGGUCAAGUUUGGCUGAAUAACUGCUUACACCAUCAUUUCAUAGAUAUGCCAGGAUGAUUUUCUAGGAUGCCAAAACAUUAUUAGGCCAAUAUUACCUGCAAAAAAAAAUAAAAAAAUUCACCAACGAGCCUUUUAUUCUAUUUGUAUAGUACAUCUAAUCUUUGCAAAAGAAACUAAAAUAUAUUUUCUGUCUAGCUGUUUUGGAUUUUUUCACCAUAAAAUGUUUCAAUUUAUGGGAAAAGCAGAGUAUAGAACACAGAAAACAAAGCUGACAAACACAACUUUUUGUUGCCAUGUUGCUAAAGCCAAUAGGCCGAUGAGUUCAGUAUUAUUGUUCCCCAGAGCCCCCCAUAAACAUGGCAGAAAGGACACAGGUUGUAUUGUUACAUGUUCACUCCAGUCAUGUCAUUCGUAGCAAAUACUAAAGCUUCUCUCUCUUGAAGGUGAGUUGUAGAACAGAGUUUAGAGUGAAUGUGAGAGUGGGAGAGUUGGAGAUGCAUUGUAAGGUUCACUGUAGUGUAACAGUAUAAUGUAGAGGUGUAUGUGUGUGCUAUGUGCCAUGGUGUUCUGCAGUGUAUUUGAGGCGAUAUAUGAUGACAAUGUUGCUUUUUGCCAGUUCUAUACCUGAGGUGAGUUACAUCAUAUUACAUGGUACAUUAGUCUGCUGGGAUCAGGUAUCGAAUUACUGAUAUCCAUUUUAUCUGUGAUGUUUGUAUCUACAUAGUGAUAUUUUCUGCGGGUUACUAGCAGUGUCAUCGUAUUACCUGUUCUGUAUAUCCAGCUAGGUUAUGGUCCAUCAGUGCCUGCUGGUGCUUCAUGGUAGGGAUGAGCAGCUGUUGCCAAGCAAUGUACCUGUGUUUUCUAACAUGAUACAGUGGCCACUGCAUUUCCUGAAGAAUAAAGCUAAUAUUCUCACCUAACACAGUAGCAAGCUGUAUAUGUUGGGCUUUGUGUAGGUGUGAAUAGAGAAUGAUUGGUUUCAGUUGUAUUCUAGUGCUGUCCUACAUCUUGAGGUGUACUGGUUUUUGGAAGUAAUAAGGCGUUUUAUAUGCUGUUACAUAUGGAAGAUUUUAAUAGUUAUUGGGGUAAGGCUGCUGCCUGCCUUUUAACCCCUUAAGGACCAAACUUCUGGAAUAAAAGGGAAUCAUGAAAUGUCACACAUAUCAUUUGUCCUUAAGGGGUUAAUGAAGUGCUUAUACUGUGUGCUGAACAUGUAACACUAUUGAUCUGUUAAGCUGUCUCGAUGAGUGAGGAUAGAGAGCGUUAAUCCUCCCUGGAGAGGGCAUGAAUAUUCAGAUUGAACAACAAUAUGGAUGGUGAGACGGUAGUCAAGGGGUGUGUUCCUAAAUUAUUUGCUCUCAUUUCAUUGGCCUCUGCAUUCUCCUGGGUACCCAGUUCCCAUUCAUCUCCCUUCUUUCCUCAGUGACACUGGUCUCUGUGCAAAGAAGAAGAACGGGGGAGUGACACACAGACACACACACACCCUACACCAGAGAGGUGAGCAGAGACACAGCACAGCUUCCAUGUACCUGUGUGUGAUUGCUGUGUGUGUGCAUGGCUUGCAUGUGCAGAGCCUAUCGUGCAUUUCAGUCUUUGUAGAAGUAUCUCUGAGCAGCCUGCGAUUGUGAUUUUGUUUUCUGCAGCCAUACAUCAUCAUGACGAUUGUUUUGUGUCUAUUGUUGCAUGUCCCUGUCGGUGGCUAUUGAUGCGUGUAUGUGGGGGUUGUCUGCUGGUGCCCCUGGAUCUGUGUGUGUGUGUGUGUCUCUGGGAGAUUUGAUAUGGGGGGAAGGGAACAUCCAUUGAAAUGCAAAGUCCCUCUAAUCUCAUUCAAUCUGAAUAGGGUGUUUUGGACUGGAUUUUGUGAGACCCUGUGUUGACAGCUAUUUAUAUAUACAGCUUCUGUACCUGUUUAUGUGUUAAGAUAUGUGUUUAUUUUUGUUUAAAUGUCCUUGGAUAUAUAUAUUGAAAUAUAUUGAUAUAGAUAGAAAUCUGCAUAUGUGUUUUUGUAAGGUAUGUACAGAUUAUACAUAUGCAUCUUCAUGUUUAUAUCCUUGUGGGAGAUUCUAUCUCAACGUGUAUGAAUAAAUCUGUGUGUGGGAGGUGUAGGCAGCAUCUGGCUUUUCUGUAUAAUUAAUGCCUCUAGGACUAGACAGUCCAAAACACAGCUCCCUGGACUGUAGGGUUUGAAAAGGAUUCAGAGUUUUAGGUGAGAAAUACACAAUUCACAGGACUAUAAAGCAAGAAGAUCUAACCUAAAAAGGCUGAGGCCAAUGAUAAGGGUCAGUGUUUAGAAUAGUACAUAGAUACCCAACCGACUAGCCUACACCUAGACUUGAGCAAAGUGGGCACUCAGUUCUGACCAGGAUAAUUGUACAUUUUGUGACCAACAAGGGUAUAUGUGAUCUGUAACCUUUCUUGGCUACAGGGAAGGACAAAAUGGACAAGUCUCCCGACGGUCAAGCCAAGGGGGAGACAUCAAAGAAACCUUUAUCUUCCAGAGGGGUGAAAAAUGGAUCCCCUUAUCAAUCUCCUAAAGGAGCUACAAAUACCUCUCGACCUACAACCUUACGGGCCGCAGGUGAGUGGUACACUCCAUCAUUAUUAUGAUGCUUUCUACAAUCACCUAUGAUCAGCUAAUGAUAAAAGUAAUGGCAUAUUGUAGUAAUGAAGCCCAAACUAUUUACUUGAAUUGUCUCUGUUCUCCGGGUCCUUAUUCCCAUGUAAUGUAUUAGAAUAGUAACCAGCUUUUGAGUGCUUUAUUACCCCUGAAACAGCUUAUUACAGCACCCUUACUGCCUUAUUACCACAGUAUCUUUACAAUAUUGUAGCCCAACGUCUGACUAAUUUAUUGCACCUGUGAUAGUUUAUUAGUGUAACCAAGCUCCUGAGUGCCUGAUAAGUCUAUAAAACCAUUUUAUAUAUUGCUAUGUACUCCUAGGAGCAUCACCAAGACCUACGGCUACUAAAUCCACAGGGUUAAAAGAUACAUUGUCAACAAAAUCCAGCACUGGCAGGUAAGAAAUAAUAAUAUGAUUAUUAUUAUAAUAAUGUUAUCAACUAAUACUUAACUAGAAUAUCCUGAAUUGCAUUAAGCUAGUGCAAAAUAUUUGUGGUAUUGAAUACUGAUGGGUUUAUGGUUUGGAAUCAUGACUGGCUGAUCAAGCUAUUGGUGUGUCUGCUCGCUAUUGGUCUGUGUGAUGUUGAGUUUAAAACCUCUGUACAGGGUCGGAUUUACUUAUGAGGUGCCUGUAGGCACAGAACUCUGAGGCGCUCCCCCUCAAAAUACAUUUAUAAAUUGGACAUUGCAGGCCUAGCAUUCUCACUCACACAACAGACUCUGACUCCCCUAAACAUACAAAAUUCAACCACCACUUACAACACACAUACAGACACACUCAGCUACCUCCCAUACAACUUCAACCACAGACAACACUUAGCCACUACACUUAGUUGAACACACACAACAUUCAUGCAAAUCUGGCACCCUGUUUAGGGCCCACGGCCACCUUAAUGCGGCUCUGCCUAAUGAGCCUCUCAUUUGAAAAAUACAUCCAUAAAAAUUUUCUUAAUACAUUUCACUUGACCAAAGACAAAACAAUACAUUUAACUUACAUAUCUACAUAAACAAGACAAUGCGGCAAAAGAGAAAGGAGAAAACACAUAUCGAGUAAGAAUGUAUAUCUUAUAUCGUAUAUUAUCCAAAGUAUGACCAAUCCGACACAGUUUCCCUUUAGGUUUGUAAAGAAGUUAAUUUUGACAAACCUUUUCUUUGUUGAAAGCUCUAUUUAUUAAUCCUCUCCCAACAUUUCGUCCAAACAGUUAUUUUUUUACUUAAUUUUUGUUUGCUUAACAACAGUUCCAUUUUGAUCUGAAACUUAAGCUGGGCUCUAACUUGAUCCCAAGGAACGUCCCUAUCAUUUUUCCAGCCUCUCACAACCACAAAUUUUGCUAACAUAUUAAAAAAAAAAGCUCAAGGUGUUUGUCAAGCUUUUUUUUUUUUAACGUCAUUGUAUGCGCGCAUUACACCUCCCUAUAGGAAAGCAUUACUCAAUGCUUUCCUAUAAAGAUUCCUGUGACGCGGGAGGUCUUCAGGCAUAGCGUGAGAACGCCCAGCGUUGUUUAGACGACCAAAGAGGCCGGAAGUCCCUCGAGUGGCUGUCUUGUAGACAGCCACUAGAGGAGGACUUAACCCUGCAAGGUAAUUAAACGCACACUACAAUCUAUAUCCAUUCCACAUUCCUACGAUACAACACCAAUUUCCCUUCCAAACACAUACUUACAUACAUAUAGCCCAUAUCCCUCAACAUCCUACAGCUCCCUUCCAAAAAAAAAACCCUAGUCCUAUAGCUCUCAUCCCCUAAAGAGUGUAUUCCCCAACAUACACUACAGCGUCUAUGUGACAAACGCUCCUUCCCACGUACGUUUGCCACGGACUCCUGGAGGAGUGUUGAAGCCGGUCUUCUGCCCACUGACUAUGGUCCAGGUCUGGGACACUGUUUGGGAGUUAUUAUAGAUAUAGCAAACCACGGGUAACUCGACUGGUUACCUCCGCUAUUGCCUUCCUUCAGCCACUCUGGAACUAUCAGCACAAGUAAAUACCCCUUUUCCCAGUAACCAGACGAAACAUAGUCCUGGGAGUCAACUCAACUGAACUGUUUAAUGGGACAUGGUACAGCCAAUUUAUCCAAAACUUUCACCAAUGGGAAUACAGAACAGAUCGCAGAGAAAGAACUACAAAGCAACAAAGUGAUUACUUACACUAGUUACCACCUUCCCCUGUGCCAACACACCAUGACAACAAAAGGUUAUCUUGGUUGCACCCCCUGAUCCUUCAGAGCAAUCUCUGGUUACAUCAACACAGCCCUUUGAGGUGGUCACUCACAGUGCAGCAUUUACCAUGAUUAACACACAUAAUACAUUUCACACCUAAAUAUACUUUAUAGUUUAUAGAGCUGCUGCUCCCCCCCCCCACCCCCACAUUCACCAUCCAGUCAUACCCUAUACAGCAACCAACCAUAAUGGUUUACUGCAACCACUAUGCUACCACUUCAGUGAUUUUAAGAGGCUGUCAAAUGAAUAAUAAGUGUCGCAUUACCUCCUUGCUGCGCCGUGCACUGUGUGUUCCCAACACUUCCACUUUCAGCCUCCGGCGCUUCGAGCUCGUUGUGACGCCUUGUUCUAACAUUGCUGAAACGCUUACACGCUGCCUCUUUGUAUAUUUAAAGUUACAGGGCACCUUACGAUGUGUUGUUGUCAUAUGACAUCACACAUACCUGUUCCUCGUUCCUUGCCCUGUCCUGGAUUCCGUGUAACCGAGAGUGCAUUAUAUUGUUAUACUUAUUCUGUUUUCUGUCCUUGGCUUGUAUGACCAUUCUUACUUUCUGUAACCCUGACCUUGGCUUGUAUCUUAAUUCUGUGUACCUCUGUUAUCCCUGACCUCGGCUUGUUAACGUUAUUCUGACUUAUUUCUCAGUGCUUGCCCGGCCACUCUAAGGACCGGUACGCAUACCUACCUUGUUUCAACCUAGAUCUGUGUAUUAGGGUCAGUCCUGGCAAUAUUCACUUCUAUGACUUGUUUUACCUCUGGCACACAUGAUUUAGACCGCCUGGAGAAAUUUUGUGCAAAAAAAAUAACAUCUGUCAUCAGUGCACUGGCAACAUGCGUAAUGAUCUUCUCCAGCAUGUCUUGCUCUCCUCUCCCUCCAUUGCUGAAAUGGUCCAAUCAAAUGCUUCUCUAUGAAAAGCAUUUACUUUGCCAACGGAAGGGCAGUUAUAUUGUUGAAUGAAGGAGUGGAGAGCAGUGCCAUCUGCUUCACCCGGUGCUGGAUUUCAGGAAAGUUUAGUUUCUUUUCUUCAGGAUUUAAGAGGGGGGUAAGAAGCUUACGAAUGCCCAACAGAGCAUCGCAAGUUAAAAUAAAAAAUACAUGCAGUUCUGCAGAGACCAUAAAGUGGCUUAUAUUUCUUUACCACCUCUUUUCCAUUAGGUAGGACAAACCCAGUCUGGGACCACCCCCGACUUUAAAUCCAGUCAUGCUUUUUUCAUUUGGUGUUACACUUAAAGGGACACUCCACUGCCCAAAUACAAAAUAACGAAAAAUCACUGUUUAGUAGAUAUACCACAAAUGAAAAAGUGCAUGCAUUUUAGUAUGAAUUUUUUCAUUUGAAUUAUAUGUAAAAAUAGCUCUAAAAACUGCUGAUCUCUUGUCUGCUGCCUUUGCUUGACACAUACUGGUCUUGUCAGUUCAGAGGAGGAUACGGGGGUUGUUUUAGACAUAGUUUUGACCCCUAGUUAAAACCAGUGCUGUUGGUUCUUAGUCGUAGCAGGUCAUGAAAUUUACAAUCCGAAUCCUAAGCCCCCUAAACCUGCAAUGUAAGGGAGGUGUGGGGGACACUGCUGCUUCCUGCAUUAUAUUACAGCUAUUGCUACAAUUAUGUAUGCUGUGCUGUAAUGACACUAUCUGGCUGCACAGAGCUUUAAUCAAGCGGUACAGAAUGUCUAUGCUUGAAUGGUUGACCGAGCAUUCAUUGUAAUUCAUACCAGAAUGCUUUCCUCUUGGAACAGAUCAGAGAAAAUGCCAGGUGAGAAACAUGCAAAACUGCCAGUCCAGACACUGGAAAUGUAAUACAUUAUUUGCACAAUAUCCGCUUUUAUAUUUGCUUGACAGUCAGCCAGUAUAUUGUAUGGGUAAACGUUUUAACAUGUUAUGCAUGCUGGGCUGGAAGUGUACUUAAACAGGGGGAUAGUGCGAGUACUAAAAGUGGGGCUGGAAUAGGAACUGUAAGGCUAGGGAGGAUACUAGGAGGAUGAUAAUGGUACUAAUGAACGGUUCUGGGAAGGAUACUAGGAUUAUGAUAAUGGUACUAGUGAACAGUGCUGUGGAAUAUAUUUGAAGGAUGAUAAUGGUACUAGUGAAUGGUGCUUGGGGAGGAUACUAGUACCAUUGGUUUUGUAACAUUAUUUUGGUAUAAAUCCUAAAAAAUCUGGAUAUACUGUAACUAUUGCAAUUCUAAAACAUUUGAUCAAACCACAGUAACAAAGAGUUGAAAUAACUUUUGCAUGUUCAGUGCAUUCUGAUUUGAUUCUCCCACUUGUAACAGACCAACUAGUCACCUAGGACUGGUACUUGUCUCCCAAAUGCCACCUUGCUCCAAAAAUACUAUAAUCACCACUAUUUACAGUGAGGGGAAAAAAGUAUUUAAUCCCCUGCUGAGUUUGAAUGUUUGCCCACUGACAAAGAAAUGACCAGUCUAUAAUUUUAAUGGUAGGUGUAUUUUAACAAUGAGAGACAGAAUAACAAAAAAGAAAAUCCAGACAAACGCAUGUCAAAAAAGUUAUAAGUUGAUUUGCAUGUCAAUGUGUGAAAUAAGUAUUUGAUCCCACGCAAGAUUUCUGGCUCCCAGGUGUUUUUUAUACAGGUAACGAGCUGAGAUUAGGAGCACUGUCUUAAAGGGAGUGCUCCUAAUCUCAGCUCUUUACCUGUAUAAAAGACACCUGUCCACAGAAGCAAUCAGAUUCCAAACUCUCCACCAUGGCCAAGAUCAAAGUUCUUUAGUUGUCCAAGGAUGUCAGGGACAAAAUUGAAGACCUACACAAUACACACACUUGGUGAGAAGGUGACAACAGUUGGUGCGAUUUUUUGCAAAUGGAAGAAACACAAAAUGAUUGUCAGUCUUCCUCGGUCUGCUCCAUUCUCCAUGCAAGGUCUCACCUCGUGGAGUUUCAAUGAUCAUGAGAACGGUGAGGAAUCAGCCCAGAACUACACGGGAGGAUCUUGUUAAUGAUCUCAAGGCAGCUGAGACCAUAGUCAACAAGAAAACAAUUGGUAACACAAUACGCCGUGAAGGACUGAAAUCCUGCAGCGCCCGCAAGGUUCCCCUGCUCAAGAAAGCACAUGUACAGGCCUGUCUGAAGUUUGCCAAUGAACAUCUGAAUGAUUCAGAGGAGAACUGGGUGAAAGUGAGGUGGUCAGAUGAGACCAAAAUUGAUCUCUUUGGCAUCAACUCAACUCACUGUGUUUGGAGGACUGCUGCCUAUGACCCCAAGAACACCAUCCCCACCGUCAAACAUGGAGGUGAAAACAAUAUGUUUGGGGGUGUUUUUCUGCUAAGGGGACAGGGCAACUGCACUGCAUCAAAGGGACUAUAGGUGAUUCUGGGACCAAGAACGCCUUGUACCAUCAAAUCUUGGGUGAGAACCUCCUUCCCUCAGCCAGGGCAUUGAAAAUGUGUUGUAGAUGGGUAUUCCAGCAUGACAAUGACCCAAAACACACAGCCAAGGCAACAAAGGAGUGGCUCAAGAAGAAGCACAUUAAGGUCCUGGAGUGCGCUAGCCAGUCUUCAGACCUUAAUCCCAUAGAAAAUCUGUGGAGGGGACCUGAAGGUUCGAUUUGCCAAAAGUCAGCCACAAAGCCUUAAUGACUUGGAGAGGAUCUGCAAAGAGGAGUGGGACAAAAUCCCUCCUGAGAUGUGUGCAAACCUGGUGGCCAACUACAAGAAACGUCUGACCUCUUUGAUUGCCAACAAGGGUUUUGCAACCAAGUACUAAUUCGAAGGGGUCAAAUACUUAUUUCACUCAUUGACAUGCAAAUCAAUUUAUAACUUUUUUGUUUGUUUGUUAUUCUAUCUCUCACUGUUAAAAUACACCUACCAUUAAAAUUAUAGACUGAUCAUUUCUUUGUCAGUGGACAAACAUUCAAAAUCAGCAGGGGAUCAAAUACAUUUUUCCCUCCCUACCAUGCCUCCCAGCCCAGCACUUCUUUUCCGUGGCCCAGGAGUCCUCAUAGGCCAACAAGAAACCCACUGAGGGAAAGUGUGCCCGACUGGGAGCAACCCUCAAACUCUCUGAUCGGAUCGUGGAGUUGCCAUGAUACGGUAAAACCUUGACAAGGCGUUCUUUGUCCCAGAAUCACCUAUUAUGGCGCUUAUUGGAGGGGUGACAGAGGUGGUUGCGAGAUGAUGAACGACACCAAGGACUUGAGAUGAUUGCGAGAUGAUGAACGACACCAAGCUCCAUGUACCGGCCAAAAGAGUAAUGUGGAACCUUACAUUGGAUCAGAGGAUUGUCAUGGCAUGCUGAAAACUUCACCUUCCAUCUAACGUGGGCUAGACACCUCCGAUCUGAGCGUUUUUUGGACAGAGUGGGCGUUCAGAAAAGAGCUUCUCAGGGAUGGCCCUAUUAUGGGCAUGUUGGUACAGCCCCAGGUAUAAAAGUGUGACCAUUGUUCCAAUAAAUCAGUUCUUCACCCUUCACUAAGUCUCGGCUAGUGUUUAGGCGAGACAGCGAUACUACAACGGCAUUGAGCUAUAACCACUUUGAUAUACACUGCCUGGCCCCCCAAAAAAGUCACUACCAUAAAAAAAGGUCACACACUUUAUUAUUUUGGUGGACCGCCAUUAGCUUUGAUUAUGCCAUGCAUUCGCUGUGGCAUUGUUUUGAAAAGCUUCUGCAAUGUCACAAAAUUUAUUUCCGUCCCGUGUUGCAUUCAUUUUCCAGCAAAAAAUAUUAAUUUUAUUGAUGAUGGGAGAGUUGGACCACUGAGCAAAGUCUUCUCCAGCCCAUCCCAAAGAUUCUCAAUGGGGUUAAGGUCUGGAUUUCCUAUUGUACACAGUUGUGAAAUAUGUUGGCACUAUAUAAAUAAUUGUAAUUCUUCCUUUUGGUGUGUUACAUUAAUAGUGGAUUGUUACACCACUUUUUUCCUUAUUUGCACUAGUCCUAUAUUCAUUAAAUAUGUGGUACUAAUGAAAAUGUUUCCUUAAACAAGUUCUAUCUAUCCAUCUAUCUAUAUAUAUAUUUAUUUGAAGCACAUUAUAUUAUUGAAAUUUGUAUCUGUAUUACAGAACGGUUACCGCUUCACCGAAGAAAUCGAGUGCUUCAGAUGGGGGUAAGCCAUUCAGUUCAACAUGGAAAUGGACUAGGGCAGGGUUUCCCAAAGUGUGUGUCUCAGGGCAAUUCCCAGUGGGUCGCGCUGACACAUGCCUCCAGGGCCGCCGGAAACCUAACAGACAGGCAGGCAGACUAAUUAGUUGGGCCCUAGGUCUGUGACCGCGGGCCCGACACCAGUAGUCUCCAAUAGUCUGCCCAGCACCUCCGGUCUGCAGCUCCACCGGGUGCAAAGCUGAAGACCGUGUGAUAGAAGUCUCACGAGCACCCAGAGCAUUAACAUGGCAGCACUCUGGGAGCUUGCGAAACUUCUAUCACACGGUCUGCAGCUCUGCACCCUGCGGAGCUGCAGACCGGAGUGUUAACCCACCGGACCACCAGGGAGGAAACUGGACCACCAGGGAAUUUAAUAAAAGUAGGACACAGUGCCCCCCCGCACACCUCCCCACACUGUAACCCCUUCUCACCCUCCCCCCUUCUCACCCUGCCCCCUACCCCCACUGUAACCCCUUCUCUCCCUACCCCCCCUCCCCACACUGGAACCCCUUCUUAACCUGCCCCCCUCCCCACAGUGGAACCCCUCCUCAACCUGCCCCUCCCCACACUGGAACCCCUUCUCACCCUGCCCCAUCCCCACACUGGGCAGCGCCCAGUCUCUCCAUGCCCCCCUCACUGUAACCCAGUCUCUGCCCCCCUCCCCACUGUAACCCCUUCUCUUCCUGCUCCCCCAACACUGUAACCCCUCUCUCCUGCCCCCCCACCUGUAACCUCUUCUCCCUCCCCCCCUCCCCAACACUGUAACCCUUCUCUCCGUGCCCCCACCACACUGUAACUCCUCCUCACCUGGCCCCUACAAUAUAACCCCUUCUCACCUUGCCCCCCACACUGCACCCCUUCUCUUCUGCUUCCCCCACCUGUAACCCCCUCUCCCUGCCCCCGCUGUGCCUCUCUCCCUACCCCCUCCCCAACACUGUAACCCUUCUCUCCUGCCCCACCACACUGUAACUCCUCCUCACCUGGCCCCUACACUAUAGCCCCUUCUCACCUUGCCCCCACACUGUAACUCCUUCCUCUCUCGUACACUAAAACUCCUCCUCUCCGUGCCCCCCACACUGUAACUCCUUCUCUCCAUGCCCCCCCACACACUGUAACCCCUUUCUCCCUGACCCCCCCAUACUGUAUCCAUUUCUCACCAUACCCCCCAUGAUGUACCAGUUUUAUGCAUCUAAAACUGAUUGCCAUGGUGUGCCAAUUGUAUCCUCUAAAGCGGAUUGCCAUGGAGUUCAUUUUUAAAAUAUGCAUUAAAAGCAAGUGGUCUCAAAAUAUUACAGUUUUCAAAAGUGGGUCUCGGCCCAUAAACGUUUGGGAAGCCCUGGGCAAGUGUAUAAAUUACCACCAUUAUGUCCACCUCACCAUGAUAUUCAGGGCCAGAUUAAGAGCCCAGUGGGCCUGGUGCUGACAAUUAUGACGGGCCUAAUUACAGAAUCAUAUUGACCAAAAACAGUAAAACACUCCCAAGCAUCAUGUAUCUGAUGGAGAUGGUGCUGGAGAGAAAGAAAACAGCAGCUAUAAGAAAACACAUACCCUAGGCUAAUCUCUCUCUAAUUUAUGUUUUCAUCUUUCAAGUAAAUCCAUAACCCCUAACAGCAGUGUCCAGUCAAGCAGGAAGUCAAUGGGCAUGGUAAAAGGGUGUGCCACUGACACAAAUCACGUAACCUGCCAAAAGGGGCAAACAUGUCCAAAAAGAGGACAUGUCUGCUCAAAGAAUUAGAAGGCCAGCCUGGCAUGAAUGCAUGUCAGGCUGCCUACCAGUCAUUCAGGCUGGCCAACUUAGGGCAUACUAUGCAGACAGCACCCUGAGCUUGUCAUAAAUGCAUCUAAUGAUGCGCUCACUCAAUGCUUUCUAAGGACUGUCCCCUAGCACUCGCUGGUCCACUUGUCUCCUUACCAUCUUGCUAGCAGGCAGAAGCUCCUGGUAUAUGAUCUGGGACAGUGAAAAGCUGUAGGUAGUGAGUGUAGAAGAAAGGGAACAUGCCACAGUGUUAGAGAGACCAAAGUCAGCAUUACCUUAAAGGAUCCCUAUAGGGUCAGGAACACAAACAUGAAUUCAUGACCCUAUAGUGUUAACACCACCAUCUAGCCCCCCUGGGCCCCUCAUGCCUCCAUAAAUAUAGCAAAAUCCUACUAUAUUCAAGCCUGAAGCUGUAACUCUGCAUGCUGUUAGACUCAUAAAAACAAGCAGUCUGCUAACAUCAUAAGAAGUGGUGGCCUGAUCCAAUCACAGUGCUUCCCCAUAGGAUUGGCUGAGACUGACAAAGAGGCAGAUCAGGGUCAGAGCCAGCAUGAUUCAAACACAGCCCUGGCCAAUCAGCAUCUCCUUAUAUAGAUGAAUUUAAUUAAUGAAUCUCUAUGAGGAAAGUUCAGUGUCUGCAUGCAGACUGAAUGUUUGUGAUGCAUUUUAGGCAGCCAUGACCCAGGAAGGAUCUCUAACAGUCAUCUAAGGAGUGGCCAGUGAAGUUAUCUCUAGGAUGUAAUGUAAACACAGCAUUUUCUCUGAAAAGACCGUGCUUACAGCAAAAAGCCUGAUGGUAAUGAUUCUACUCACCAGAACAAAUUCAAUAAGCUGUAGUUGUUCUGGUGACUCUAGUGUCCCUUUAACUAUAUCCAUUGUCAACCAGUCCACACAAGUUUUGUUCCCAUACAUCCCUCUUAAGUUUCCAUACUUAAGUAAGAGUAUGUGAAAAGUAGUUAGGGUUGCCACCUUUCUUGGAAAAACAUACCAACCUUACUAAUUUGCAUAAUUAAAUAUGUGUGGGUGACGUCACUUGAUGUAAAUCACAAGGAGUGACAUAAGAGAAAAUGCUGUAAAAUCACCAAAAAAACUACUUAGUUUAAAUCUGCUGUAUAGAUGGAUUCUCCAGGUCUCAGUGUUCCUAUGUAUCAGUGUCUCAGUGCCCCAUGUCUCCCAGUGUCCCCUAGUGUCGUGUCCCCAGGUCUCCCAGUGAUCCCAUGUAUCAGUGUCUCAAUGCCCCAUGUCUCCCUGUGUCCCUAUGUAUCCCAGGGUCUCCAUGUCACUAGGACACUAGGAAGACGGGGAGACCUUUGGACACGUGGAGACCUAGGGACACGGAGACACCAGUGACACUGGGAGACUAGGGGACUCUGGCUGGGACACAUGGGGACAAUGGGAAAAUAGGGGACACUUGAAGACAUGGGGACACAGACACCAGGGACAAAGACAUUGGCUGGGGGACAAGGGGACAUUGAGACAUGGGGGCACUGGGAGACAUGGGGACACUGAGACACCAGGGCCACAGACACUAGGGACACUAGCAUGGGGACAUUGUGACACUUGAGGCACUGAGAGACAUGGAGGCACUAGGAGACAUGGGGACAGUGAGAUACUGGCAGACUGGGGGCACUAGGAAACUAGGGGGCACUGAGACACCAGGGACACUGGCUGGGAGACAUGAGGACACUGUGCUCCAUGUGUUUGUGUCAUAAUGUCUCCCAAUGUCUCUUAGUGUCUCUGUGUCCCCAUGUCUCCCUGCUGCCUUUCCCCCCAUCCCUUACUUCCCUGAGCUGUAGGCUGUCUCUGCAGGGUGGGAAUUGCUGUCUGGACUCUCUGUAGCUGCACCCCUGCAGAUCAGUGAGUAUAGAUAGGCAGGGAGGGAUAUGCUGGAACUUCCUAUCCCUGCCCGUCUCCACAUACAGCGACCCCUACUUGCAGAGUAAUCUCCAUUUAUACUGAGAAAAAUACCAACAUUUAUAUUGCCAGUAUCACUGCAAUAUUGGCACCAGCCAGGCAGCCUCAAAUACUGGCUGUGCCAAUAAAAUAAAAGCCAGGUGGAAUCCCUAAUCAAUGGGCCUAUUCCCUGGGCCUGGGCCUAGAGCUGUAGCUCCAUCAGCCCCUAUGUUAAUCCGGCCCUGAUGAUAUUAUUAGCUUUAUGAAUAUGCUGGUCUAUUAUGCUAGUAAAAAAAUAUUUCAUGCCUUACUCUGAACUUGAUUGAACUUGAUCAUAGGCCUGCCUGUGGAAACCUUGGUUUACUGCCUUCUCUUUGCUUACACAGAAGGUUGCUGGUAGAGUGAAUGCUUUCUGUCAGCUUUAGCAGGCAAUUACAGAGAUGUGAACACGUUCAGAGACUUCAGAUUUUUCACCCCUGUUAAUCUUGUCAGGAAGUGUGCAGGGAUACAAUGUGAUUUACAGGUAGGAGGUGUGCUAGAUAUGCAGAAAUAAAAGUAAUUUAAUCUAAAUGGCAGAGAAUUGAGCAAUAAGACUGCAAGUGCAUUCAUUAAAUUCGGGUGGUUUGGGGCUUUGAAUGAUCCUUUACAGGGCCGCCAAUAGAAAUUUGGGGCCCCUGACAAAGCAAAGGAUCUGGGCCCUCCCCGCCCGUCCUGCCCACGAGUCCGCCCACAGGACUCCUACCUAGUCCGCUGCAAAAGAUGCAGGACUGAAUGUGGUGUAUAUAGUGGAAGUGAAUUAGAAUGUGUGUAAUGGAUGUAGUGUUUGUGUGUAUUAGAUACUGUUUGUGCAGUGAAUGCAGAUGGUGUGUUUGUGUAGCGAACGCAGGGUGUGUUUGAGUAGUGGAUGUAGUGUUUGUGUGUACUAGAUGCAAUGUGUUUAGUGGAUGCAGUGUCUGUAGUGUGUUUAUUAGAUGCAGUGUCUCUGUAUAGUGAAUGCAGAGUGUUUGAAUGUGUGAUGGAUGUAGUGUGUGUACUGUUAAUACAGGAUGUUUGUGUAGUGGAUGCUGUGUGUAUAGUUAAUGCAGAGUGUGUGUCAGUGUAAUGAAUGCAGAGUGUGUGUCAGUGUAGUGAAUGCAGAGUGUGUGUGUGUUAGUGCAGUGAAUGCAGAGUGUGUGUCAGUGUAGUGAAUGCAGAGUGUGCGUCAGUGUAGUGAAUGCAGAGUGUGCGUCAGUGUAGUGAAUGCAGUGUGUGUUAGUGUAAUGAAUGCAGUGUGUCAGUGUAGUGUAUGCAGAGUGUGUUUUAGUGUAGUGUAUGCAGUGUGUGUCAGUGUAGUGAAUGCAGAGUGUGUGUGUUAGUGUAAUGAAUGCAGUGUGUCAGUGUAGUGUAUGCAGAGUGUGUUUUAGUGUAGUGAAUGCAGUGUGUGUGUCAGUGUAAUGAAUGCAGAUUGUGUCAGUGUAGUGAAUGCAGUGUGUGUGUCAGUGUAAUGAAUGCAGACUGUGUGUUAGUGCAGUGAAUGCAGUGUGUGUGUUAGUGUAAUGUAUGCAUGUAGUGUAAAUGGAGCAUUCUCCCCCCCCCCCCCAUUUUAAAAGUGAAAAAGGUUAUUCCCCCCUCCCUGGUUCUUACCUGAUUCAGGGAGGGGGGAGAUUACAUCCCUGGUGGUCCAGUGGCAUGGUGGGGCCCCCGGCUCCCUGUAUUUGCAGAGGGGACCCAGAAGACUGCAAGCUCUUCCCUCUCUGUAACUCCCGUGAGUGCGGUGUGCGUGCCGUGCGGAGCGUUGCCAUGGUAACCCAUGGCAAUGCUCUGACGGCCAUGGGUCUCGCGGGAGUUACAGGGAAGAGGGAAGAGCUUGUAAGUACACUUGCAGUCCGCAGGGCCCCCUCUGCAAAUACAGGGAGUCGGGGGGCCUGCGGCUGCACAUAUAUAUAGCGACCAUCGAUAUAUAUAUAUAUAUGUGCAGAGAGGCAAUGUGGGGCCUGGGACUGCCAAGGCUCAUGACAACUGUUAUGGUUGUCACACCCUGAAGGCGGUCCUGCAUGUGGCAGAGCUCCUGUGCUCUGAUCGAGUACCUCCACCCGUUUCACCUCCUAGUCGCUUGCCGGGAACCUGGAGCGCUUCAGGCCCAAUCGCCGAUGCUUGACUGGGGUCACUCUGGAGCUUUUAAAGCCGACCAGGCUGCAGCUCUCCUUCCAGGCAGGUAUCAUCCCUUCUGCUGGUAUGCAUCUCUGCCUGCAAUGUGCAGCUCUCAGGCCUGUCUCUCUUUGAUUUUCCCCAGGGCUAGAGAGAUCCUGCAGCCAGCCAACAGAUACGAUAACUUUGUGGCUGGGAUCCCUAAAAACCCACACAGGACACAGAGCUCCAAAAGGAACUAACAUGCAAAGCUUUAUUUUUACUUAUGACUAGCUCAUAUAUUCAUUACAUAAAGCUUAAAGUGACACACUCAAAUUCAUAAAACCAAAUCAUGUGGAGAAAUAUACAGGCACUAAAAAUAACACAAAUAUAUCAAUAAAAGCAGCAGGGAAGAUAAUAACUAACAUGAAAUAUCUCUCCUGUCUGCAGAAAGUAUAAUAUGCAAAUCUACCUAAAUAUGCAAAUUAACAAGCCUGGCUAUUCCGGUAGUGCACAUAGCUGUUGCUACCACCAGGUGGCGCUGUAGAGGCUCCAUAACCAAAUCCACCUAGUUGGUAGUAAGCAUCAGCAGGACAGGAGAGCACACAACAUCCAACAAUAAAACAACAAUACACAUCCUGCACCUAUAAUGGGCACAGGGUGGUUUAGAUAUAGGUGUAGUCCAGGGUCCUACAGGUGAUGGGGGACUACCAUCACAAGGGAGUUUUGCUAUUUAAUGCUGCCUGCUAAAACAGGAUACUGACAGUUUAAAACCCAUACUGGCCUCUAAUAUUUUCACCUAAAAAAAUCUAUCAAUGCGCUCUGCUUUCAUUUUGGUGGUCUGCCUUACUCUCUCUCUUUCGCUCAGUGGAAGUGCCAUGCAAAAUUAUAUUCUCUUUGCUCUAUUUCAGAUAAGUCAACUCUCACCAAACAUUCAUCCAAAAAGUCAACUCCUUAUCAGGAAAUGGACAAAGAACAUCAGAAGACAACUUCCCCCAUGAAACCCGCAGAUGGGUCACAGGUCAGGGCAACAUGCCUGGUACAAGGAGGAGAAAUGUCUUUACCUACACCAAGGAAUGGAAAUGCCAGUAAAGAGGGAAUUAAACCAAAGGAUAAGAUGCUACGUCCACGACCAGAGAGUACUGCUUCUGUGCCAGCUAAGUCAUUAACCAAGUCUGUGGACUCGGCUAAACCCACAAAAGUGUCACCUAAUAAACAACUUCAGACUCUACCUGCAUCAGCAAAACCAGUAAGCACUGCACAAUCAUCAGCAAAACCAGCUAAAACUGUAUCUGCUUCAGUUAAGCAAACAGACUCUCCAUCACCAGUGACAAAAUCUUCUGUGUUGGUUAAAUCGCCAAGAGCAGCAGCCUUGCAAACUAAACCAGCAAAAUCUCCCUCUAAUACGAUGAAACCAGGGAACCAUACUACUACUGUACCUGCUAAAACUACAAGAAUGACGUCUACACCAGGUAAACCAACAAAUGCAGUGUCUGUGCCAACUAAACCUGACAAAGCCUCUAAUAUGCCAGUAAAAUCAGCACCCGUGCCAACAAAACCUGACAAAACCCCAAGUACACCCAUAAAACCAGCAUCUGUGCCAACUAAAGCUGAUAAAAAUCAGUCCACACCAGUAAAGUCAACCAGCAAAGCAUCUCUGACAAGUAAACCAUCACAUUCAGGAUCUCAGAAGUCAAGUAAACCAGUGAAAACGACAUCUGUUCAAGUUAAACCAUUAACCACCGCUUCCAUGACUGUUAAACCAGAAGAGAAUCAAUCUGUAAAAUCCCCAGAACUGGAAGAUAUGCCUCAAGAAGUCACAAGCUUUGUAGAAGCACCAAUACACAGUCUAGAGGAAUCUGAGACAAACAUAACUACAUCUGAACUAGAAACCACUGAGACUGCAACUGUGAAACUGAUAACCACUAAGACAUUAACUGCCGAGAUUUCAGUGGAACCUCCACUUGUAAUGGAAACUGUUCAGCCACUAGAUGAACCAAUAUUGUGCCAUGCAGAACCGUGUAUAUCUCCAGUUGAACUUACAAAAACAUUUUCUGGACCAAUCCAUUUACCAAGUGAACAUGAAUGCAUGAAACUAGAACAAAUGAAUAAUUCCACUAAACAAAUUAUGUCAACCAUGACUAGUGCAGAACAAUCAGCUAAGGAAGUGAAUGAUCAAUUAAAUUGUCCAAAGAACACCAUAACCUCGGUAGAUGAGCUAAUAACACCAUCAGUGGACUUAAAAGUAGGAAUAGUAGCAGGAGAACCAUUAACACAGCUCAUAGAAACUUCAAAUGAAACUGUGAAAUCUUUGUUGGAACCAACACAUUCUUCCGUAAAAACAAUGGAUGCUGUUGAGAAAGAACAGUUAGAAGGCUCACAACAGGUCUUGCCACCAGAUCAUCAUUCUGAGGUCCAUUCAGGUGAGCUUACAAAAGUGUGUCUUCAAGUUUCUAUAGAACCACGGUUGUCUACAGAGGAGGGGGAGGGAGAGCCUUGGGUACUGGUGCAAAGGGAGGAGCUAGCUGACUACAAAGAAGAGGAAACAGAAGAAAAACCCCAAAGACCAGUCAGCCUGAACCAAGAGGGUGAAGAAGAUGACGAUGAGGAAGAAGGGAAGGGAGGUGAGGAGGGUGAAACCUCACGGUGCAGCACUCUAAGUGACCCCCAGCUUGCAGGACAGAGCAGUAGUGAGACUAGUACUCCUGAAGAACUGAGGACUUAUGAGGACUCUAGCUCUGGAGUGGAAUCCCACUCUGAUGAUGUUGCCACAUCUCCACCAACAACGCUUACACCUGACCCUGAUUUGGGCAUCCACAUGGGGCAGGAGGAGGGAGGGGAGACUCCAGCAGGAACCCCUGCUCCAAAGGGCAAAGGGACACUCCAUCCUCUCCGAGAUGCAGAUAAUGGGGAUCUGUCUCAAGGGCCAGCUCCAACUGGGGUCCUUGACCAUUCAGAGAGUGGCCCAGGAGGAUGUAAAAUGGAGAUGACUGGUUUUAACUGCUCACAGGAUUCAACGGGGGCAAGAGGUCAGGAGCAGGAGGAGAAAGCAGGGGCAGGAAGCAUCCAGAGAGGUAAUGACUAAUUGGGCUAAAACAAAAAUGUGAAUGAUCUGCCAGGCUAACAAUCCCUCAUUUAAUUUGAUCAAAUGGGAACAUGUGUGACUGACAGUUUUGGAUAUUCUCUAUGUUUUGACAUGACAGGGUUUAACAUGUUUGAAUGGCAGAUGGUUGGGCAACUGAACUCUGCUACUCAAACAGUUAAUGUAGGCUUGCAGAAUAGAUGACAAAGGAAAUAGUUAAUAUAGUAAUACCUUACAAGACAAAAAAUAAUUUAAAAUCAAAACACAUCUGGGACCAUCAAUACCACCUCAUAUGUCUUUCAACCUCUUUGUUUGCAUUCUUCAUUUUCUUAACUUCCUGGGUGUAGCGUUGUGAGCCACUAUCAGUUCUCUUUCUUUUCUAUCCAACUCCUGUACCUCAUAACGUGUCUGCAACUUUCUCUAUCAAAGAUGUGAUUUUUUUUUUUUUGGUUUUUGUUUGUUUUGGUUUUAAUGUUCUAAUAAACUUUAUUUUCUACAACCUGUGAUCUCUGUUAUUAUUUAUGCAUGUGUCAUAUGAGGAUGUUACAUGUUUAAGUCACUCAUUUGUGUUACCUGUGUGCUUUUGGUGCCAUAGUGUAUGUAGCCUGUGUCUGUGUGCUCUGCAACAUUCAUAUCAACAACCCUGUUAUGUGGUGCUUGCAUUUGUUCUUCAAAUCAUGACUGGAUGGUUCUUUUACAUUUUAUGUGUUCUAUUUCAUAUUUUUAUAACUUCCGUGUGUUUUAUUCAGUUGUGAGGUUGAAAAGAAGUAGCAUGUGGUAUUGACACACUCUCACAUGGUUUGUCUGAGUAUUACUGUGUGUUAACUAGCUUGUAGGUACAUUCAUUUCCAUACCACUGUUUGAAAACCAAUGUCGUCAAACGAGUUAUGUGUGUACUGUAUAGAUCAGGGGUAGGCAACCUUUUAGCAGCACAGUGCCGAUAUAGGAUUGUGAUGUCCCUUAGCGUGCCAAUCCUAUUUUUUUUUUUAAAUUGAGGUGUGUAUGCCGCCGUAUUCUGCUUGUUUUUACUGUAAUUGCUUUGUAUCGUUGUAUUUGUGCGUAUAGGAGCUAUUAUAUUGUAUAUGUUCAUUAGUACUUUAUGGUAUCGUGUAUGAUACCUAUGAAUGUGGGCUGUGUAUGAGGGCUGCUUGUGGAAUUGUGUGUGGAUGGAAAUGUCACCUUGUGUGUUUAGUAGUGUGUGGGGGCUGUUUGGGGUAUUGCAUGUGAGAGGCUGCAUGUGGGGUUGUGUGCAUGUAUGUGGACUUUUAGUGGGUUACGUUUGUGCGGAUUGUGUGUAUGGGCUGUUCAUAUUAUUUGUAUGAAGGGAGGGUUAUUCUGCAUUUCUGUGUCUAUCUAGCAGUAUGGGUGGCUUCCCUAGGUUCCAGUGGGGACUAGGCUGGCCAGGUAUAGCUCAAGUAUAGGAGCUGCAACAGCAGCUGCGAGCUGCUCUACCACAGUGUGGAUUCCCAUUCACAAGUGCUGGGAGGAAGUGAUCUGAGAUCACUUCCUCUACGUUCUGCAAUGCAUAAAUUGAGGAUUGUCCUUCACCACCUCUUCGUAUUAGCAGAUAUCUGAAGUUUCACUGGGACUCCUGAUAGGACAGAGCCUGUUUGGCUCUAGCAGCCUUGAGUGCCGUAGGUUGCCUACCCCUGGUAUAGAUAUUUCCUGACAUUUCCAGCCUUUCGAGAAAUCUUUGCAGUUAUAUCUCCAACUGCAGAAUCUCGGAGUUAGAGGUUCAGUUCCUGGUAUGAGCAGCACAGACUUUCUUUCGAGGCUGAUAAAAUGAGUAUAACUAGGUGAUUACAGGUCUAAAUAGUAGCUUGUGAGGUUUCUGCCCACAAGGUAAACUCUGGUGAAUGAGAAAGGUAAAAUACAAGAUACAGAUAACGAGGUAAAAAACAAAACUGUAUAGACUCAAGAGUGCUGAAAAUGUGUGUUGGUUCAUACAGUACCCUAGUAUGGUGCUAACAAGAGUAAGAAUUCAAGAGAAGUUAUAGUGCAAUUUUCUAUUCAGUGUUGCCACUAACACACAUACAAGUUACAUUUUAAGCACUAUAACCACUACUACUCUAGUGGCUAUUGUGCCAGGAAUGCCCUCACCCGGUCUCAUGAUAAGUAGUGUUAUUUUAGUACGGUAUAGCAACUUACCUGGGCCUUGCUGGGUUCCUGCAAAAAGGCAGUGUUUACAUGAAAAUGUCUACAAGGACAGAGAGUAGACACCAGAAAAAAAAACAAGUUCUUGUGAUUAUAGGGUCUCUUUAAGCUAAAGCUGUUAUAGUGCUUAUAGUAAAUUCCGCCAAUUCUUUUUCACUAUCAGAGAAAGCUGCCACUAGUGAGCAGAGGCGGCUCUCUAAUUAGGCGGUUUAGGCGGCCGCCUAAGGCCUCGCGCUGUGUGGGGCCUAGCGGCCGCCUAAACCGCCAUAGGGCAGACUGACAUGUCGGGUCCUUGAGGACCCGACACAGGAGGGGACCCGGCGGCUUGCCCUGUAUGCCGCCAGGUGCGAGGCCCCUACUGUCAGUCUGCCCGGGAGAGCCAGCCUUCAGUCUGCAGCUCCGCCGGGUGUGAGUUGCAGACUGAAGUGUCUUGCGAUCUCCAGCCAAUCAGAGCGUUGCUGCGGGUUACCACGGCAACGCUCUGACUGGAAAUCGCGAGACAUUCACCAUGUGGUCUGCAGCUCUGCAUCCCCUCACCCUGUCACCCCAUCUGCCACCCCACCUGUCACCUUGCCACCCCCUCACCCUGUCACCCCAUCUGCCACCCCACCUGUCACCCUGCCACCCCACCUGUCACCCCAUUUGUCACCCUGCCACCCCAACUAUUACCCCACCUGUCACCCUGCCACCCCUCCUGUCACCCCACCUGUCACCCUGCCACCCCACCUGUCACCCCAUCUGUCACCCUGCCACUCCCACCCACACCCCACCUGUCACCCCUACACCCCCUCCUUGUCACCCCCACCCAUCACACCCCAAGCACCCCUCCUGUCACCCUCACCCCUGUCACCCCAUCUGUCAACACCCUACCACCCCUCACCCCACUCUCCCAGCCACCUCAUCCACACCCUGUCACCCCACCCCACCUGUCACCCCCUAACCCCCCAGCACCCUGUCUCCUGCCACUUACCUGUCAUCACCCUCACCCCAAACACCCCACCUGUCACCCCCCUGCCACCCUACCUGUCACACCCUGUCACCUCCCUCUCACCCUGUCACCCCACCUCUCAUUCUGUCAUCCCCCUUCCACCCCACCACCCAGUUGCCCUCCCCUACCCCUUCCACCUAACCUGUCACCCUCUCACCCUGCCACCCCACCGUAUCCCCCUCACUCCUGCCACCCCCAUCUGUCUCACCCUGUCACCCCCCUCACUUUGUCACCCCCUCUCACCCUGCCAUCCCACCUGUCACCUCUUCUCACCCCACCUGUCACCCCCCUCACCCCACCUCCAACUCUUUCACCCACACUCACCCUGUCACUCCCUCACCACCUGUCACCCUGCCAUCCCACCUGUCACCUCCCUCUCACCAUGCCACCCCACGUCACCCCUGUCACCACUUCUAACCCCACCUGUCACCACCUCUUACCCUGCCACCCCACUUCUCACUCUGUCACCUCGGGUCCUCCUCUCGGUUACCACGGCAACGCUCCAAAUCUCGCGAGAGUGAACUCUCCCCACUGGGACCACCAGGGAAUCACCACUGGACCACAAGGAAAACGUCCCCCCUCCCCCCAAGUAAAGGUAAGAAGGGAGGGGGGACAUAGAGUAUAUAUUUUAAUUAAAUUAAUGUGUGUGUGUAUAUAUAUAUAUAUAUUAUAUAAAAAAAAAGCCCCCCUACCCUUAUCUCACACACACACACACUCUACACACAUACACUGCCCCACAUCCACACACACUGCCCCCCAUACACACACAUACCGCCCCCCAUGCACACACACUGCUCCCCAUUCACACACUGCUUCCCAUACUGCCCCCCAUACACACAUACUGCUCCCCAUGCACACACACUCUACACACAUACACUACCCAAUACAUACACACACACUGCCCUCAUACACUGCCGCCCCAUACACACACAUCACCCACACUCACACAUACACUGCAACUGUUACACACACAUACUGUCCCAAACAUACACUGCCGCCCUCACACACACUACAACCUUCACACACACACACUGCUCACACACUGUCCCCCUCUCUCUCACACACACACACACACUGCACCCCUUACACAUUGCACCACUCACACACACCACUGCUCCCAUGCCCUACUACUGCCCCAUUUCCCAGCAGACCUUAGGUAAAUUGUCAAACUGUUCUUAAACAGUUUGACUACUUACUCUGGGAGGGGGUCCCGGCACUAUUGACACCAUAACCACUACACUGAGCUUUAGUGGUUAUUGUGUCUGGAUUAUUUCUUUAAAUAAUCUACAAGUGAACCUCCCGAGAUCAGGCUCUGGAUCCGCCACUGUCUCACAGUAGGUCUCCCUUCUCUCACACUAGGUCUCCCCCCUCACACCCCUCUCAAACUAUGCCACCCCUUCACACUGUCACCCCCCUACAUUAUGUCACCCUCCCUCACACACUAGGUCUCCCCCCCUCACACACUAGGUCACACCCUGUCACCCUCCUCUCACCCUGUCACCCACUCUUACUCUGUCACCCACCCUGUGACCCCCCAAACUGUCACCCACCCGUACUCUGCCACCUCACUCUGUCGCUCCCUACACACUAGGUCACCCCACCUCACACUUUCACCCCCUCACACUAUGUCACCCCUCUUAUUCUGCCACACUCUGUCACCCUCCCUCUCAUUAUGUCACCCCCCUCUUACUCUGACACCCCCCCUCUUACUCUGUUACCCACCUUCACUAUGUCAUGCUUCCUCUCACUCUGUCACCCCCCUUACACUAAUGUAACCCUCUCUCACUAUGUCACCCCCUCUCACACUAGGUCUCACCCUCUCACACGGUCACACCCCUUCUCACCCUGUCACCCCCUCUUACUCUGUCACUCACCCUGUGAGCCCCCACACUGUCACCCACCCGUACUCUGUCACCUCACUCUGUCGCUCCCCACACACUAGGUCACCCCACCUCACACUUCACCCCCUCACACUAUGUCACCCCCUCUUAUUCUGUCACCCUCCCUCUCACUCUGUCACCCCCAUCACACUAUGUCACCCACCCUCUUACUCUGACACUCCCCUCUUACUCUGUUACCCACCUUCACUAUGUCACCCUUCCUCUCACUUUAUCACACCCCUUACACUAAUGUAACUCUCACACUCUGUCACCACCCCUCACACUCUGUCACCACCCCUCACACUGUGUCAUUUUCCACACACACUCUGACACCCCUCUCGGCGCACACUGACACCCCACUCGGCGCACACUGUCACCCCUCCAUACACAUUGUCACCCCCCUCCAUACACACUGUCUCUCCCUCCAAACACACAGGCACCUCCCUUCAUUCUCAUUGUCAACCCUCAACACUCUGGCACCCACCUCCAUACACUCUGGUACCCUCCUGCUCUUUUACACUCACCCUGCCCCAGUUACCCCUUUAUUCACCCUGCCACCCCCUGAAGGCAAUAAUUAUACACACGGUUAUAAAACAUAGCUUCGCCAUAAACUCAGUGCAAAAGGCCACAGGCAGUACACAAACAUACACAUGCUCAGAGAAACAUACAUAUAUACACAAGGAUCCUCACUGCCAGACACACACAGGUAGACAAUGCAACGAUGUAUACAAAGACUAGCUCACUAUAUACAGAGCUGCAAGCUCCCCUUCAAUAUAUCUACAGCUUCUUAUACACACACAAAUCAACUGCUAUUUUUUUUCAAUAAUAGUGUUAGUGGGGGCCUCAUGUAUGAGUUUCGCCUAAGGCCUCAGCAAGUCUAGAGCCGCCACUGCUAGUGAGUAUAAUGCUAUGCAUAUUUAUGCUUUGAAUGAUGUUUAAACUGCAUCCAAAAACAUUACAAACCAAAAACUUGCAUCUUUUGUGGCAGAUUCACUUUUAUGGCUUAAACCUUUGAGUCCCAAUGGGUGACAAAUAUGUUAAACAACAUCAGUGAUUUGAUAAACUAUAAAUUUUAUAUAUGUGGGAUGGUGCGGCAGAGUGAGCUUUUCAAUUCAAUAUGUUGAAAUCGAACACACAAACCUGCCUGCAAAAAGAAAUACAUUGGAAAUUAAAAUGUAUUCAUUUAGUGUUGCCAGCUCAGCUUUGCUAGACAAGAAGUCUAGUUGGCACUUUCCACAACUUGUAUCUUUGUGGAAUCACAAAAUGGCACUACAACCACCAUGAGAACAUCGGUAUAAUGAGUCAGAAUAGGAUGCUACCACCUUGAGUGUGAGGUCAAAAUGUGACACCAUGAGUUGACGCUGGUUGGUGAGGGUAGUGUAUGGGGUCAGACCAUGGUGUGUGGACCUCAUUUGAGAUCAUGUUGUGAGAGCCAUACUCAGUACCAAGAGUGUGCUGUGGCAUGUGAGGACAAAGUAUGAAUGCAAAUUUAGCGGAACAUAGAAUGAGCAAAGGUAAGAAUGCACUAUAUAUAUAUAUAUACACACAUAUAUAUAUAUAUAUUUGGGAUUAUAAAAUGUAAACUUCUCUUAUUAAUCCCUUAGUGACCAUACCGCUUUUCAAUUUUCUUACCGUUUGGAACCAGGGCUGUUUUUACUGCAGUGUUUGUGUUUAGCUGUAAUUUUCCUCUUCCUCAUUUGCUGUACCCACACAUAUUAUAUAAAGUUUUUUUUGCCAUUAAAUGGUCUUUCUAAAGAGAUACUAUUAUUUUCAUCAUAUAAUUUACUAUAAAGAAAAAAUAAAAAGUUGAUGAAAAAAAUGUUUAAAAAAAACAAACAAAAAAAAAACACACUUUUUCUAACUUUGACCCCCAAAAUCUGUUACGCAUCUACAACCGCCAAAAAACACCCGUGCUAAGUUUCUACAUUUUGGCCUGAGUUUAGAAAUAUCCAAUGUUAACAUGUUCUUAGGAUUUUUUUUUGCAAGUUAUAGGGCUGUAGGUACAAGUAGGACAUUGCUAUUUCCAAACCAUUUUUAUUUUUUUUCAAAAUUAUCCCAAGUUACUUUGUAACACUGAUAUCUGUCAGGAAUCCCUGAUUAACCCUUCAUAUGUAUAUAUUUUUUAUAAGAAGUAUUAAACCUGGGGUGUUUUGACUCUUUCCAUGCAACCAUUUUACCACCAAUCUAUUCCAAAAAAGAAAAGAAUUGGUGAUUUUUUUGACACACAUAGCAAUUUAACCCCCUUAACGACACAUGACAUGUGUGACAUGUCAUGAUUCCCUUUUAUUCCAGAAGUUUGGUCCUUAAGGGGUUAAGAAUACAUGUACUGAGAACUAAGGGUUACUGCCAAAGAACACCCCCAGCAACAUCUCCUGAGUACAGUGAUACCACCAGGGCAGCCAUCAGAAAUUUUGGGACCCCUAACACAGCUCAAGGUCUGGGCCCCCGGGUGUCCGCCGCGAAAUCCCGCCCACAGGAAUACACACACAGACAAGCAGAUAAAAAUACUGAAACAGACAUACACACAUGCAGGCAUACUGACACACACAUGCAUAAGGAGAUACAGAUACACACACACACACACUGGCAUACAUACUCACAUACACACAUACUGACAGACAUACACACACACUUACAUACUGAUAUAUACAUACAUAUAUACUGGCAUGCAGACAUACAUACUGACAGACAUACAGGCAUACAUACAUGCAUACAGGCAAACAUACACACACAAGUUUUCAGCCACCCUCCUCUUCCUUACCUUUGCAUUGCAGGAGGGUGAUGGGCGUCGGCUGCCUCUCCUCUCGGCAUUCAGGCUGCGUCCUCCUUCCCACGCGGAGUAAGCUGGGAGGAAGUGACCGGCCGUCACUUCCUCCCAGCAGCAAUUGCGUUACGGCUGCAUUUUUGUUUUGUUAAAAAGGGGCCCGGUCACGCUAUUACAGCGCUGACUGGGCCCCUGAAGAUAAUAGGACCCAUUGGGUGGCCCCAAAUGCUUGGGCCACCUGAUGGGCCCCAUUAGCGUGUGGGCCCCGGUGCAGAUGCAGGCCCUCUAUGUAUAGGUGUGUCGGGUUCUCUGGGGGCUAAAAGACCUUAUUUGGAGGGUGCGCAUUCCAGUUUUCCAACUUGGAAUUUUCACAGCUGGUCAUCAUGCACCCAUGUCCUAUUUGGGACAUUUUUAAAGCCGACCAAUGUAAUUUACCCCCAUCAAACCAUAUAUUUUUUAAAAGUAGACAACACUGGGUAUUCGAUAUGGGGUAGGUGUAGUCUUUUUUGAUAGCCACUUACCGUAUAUACUCGAGUAUAAGUCGAGUUUUUCAGCACAUUUUUUGUGCUGAAAAAGCCCCACUCGACUUAUACUCGAGUAACUGUCUGUAUUAUGGCAACUUACAAUGCCAUAAUACAGACCAGGACCGCCAGGCUCAUUACAAGCCUGGCGGUCCUGUUGGGGGCCGGCAGGAAGCGUUUACUUACCUUUCCUGCAGCUCCUGUCAGCUCCCACUGUAAGUCUCGUGAGACCCGCGGCCGUCAGAGCGCGAGACUUAAAGUUAACAAGCAGGGAGGGGGGACAGAAAAAAUAAAAAUAAUAAAAAAAAAAGGUUUUUAAAUAUUAAAAUAAAAUAAAAAUUAAAAUUGCCCUCCCCCCACCCAGUUCACACACACUCUGCAUUAUAUACACAGAUACACUCACACUCUGCAUUAUAUACACACACACUCUGCAUUAUACACACAGAGUGUGUGUGUUUGUAUGAGUGUGUGUGUAUAUAAAGCAGAGUGUGUGUUUGUAUGAGUGUGUGUGUAUAUAAUGCAGAGUGUGUGUUUAUAUGAGUGUGUGUGUAUAUAAUUAUAAAAAUCACAGAAUUUCAUAGCCCCAAGUUUUACCCUCGACUUAUCCACACGGCAUAGCAUAUUUCACAAUUGUUGGUCACAAAACUGCACUUGACUUAUACACAAGUAUUUACUGUAGUCACAAACACUGGCCAAAGUAAGCAUUUAUAUUUGUUUGUAUGUUAAAAAUGCAAAAAACUAUUAUGAAUGCUAACUUUGGCCACUGUUUGUGACUAAGUGGCUACUAAAAAAGACUAUACAUACCCCAUUUGCAAUACCUUGGGUUGUCUUCUUUUGCAAAUGGUAUGCCAUCAUGGGGGUAAUUCUCAUUCCUGGACAACAUAACCAAUCUGGCAAAUUUCAAUGUGAAAAAAACGGCCUUAGAUUUGACCGUGUAACUUUCAAAAACACUAUAAAACCUGUACAUAGGAGGGUACUGUUAUACUCAGUAGACUUCGCUGAACACAAAUAUUAGUGUUUCAAAACUGUAAAACAUAUCACAAUAAUGAGAUCAUUAGUGAAAGUGCCGUUUGUGUGUAAAAAUGCAAAAAACAUCCCUUUUACUGACAAUAUCAACGCUGUGAUAUGUUUCAAAACACUAAUAUUUCUGUUCAGCAAAGUCUACAAAGUAAAACAGACCCCCCCCCCAUGUACAGGUUUUAGGGUGUCUUGAAAAGUUACAGGGUUAAAUACAAUGCUAGCAAAUUAAAUUAUCUGGACUUUUGGCCUCAGUUGUCAGGCAGGUCCCCCAAAUUGCAAUAAAAUAACUUAAUUAUGUAAAAAUAUUACAUAAAUAUGUAUGUAGAAUUUAAAUAUAUAUACAUAUUUAUAUAUUUGAAGUCUACAUGUUUAAGAAAUGAUUUAUGUUAUGUAUGUGGACAUACGCAUAUUUUGUAUUUUUGAUUAUAUAUACAUAUAAUUUAAUUCCAAGUGUAUUUUGAUAUAAAUAUAUAUUAAUAUCAAAAUACAGUUAUAAUAAAAUUGCAUUAUAAAAAAAUAUUCUUAAAUUUUUAAAUGUAUUUUAAAUUAAUUAUUAAUUUUUUAUAAUAUAUAUACAUAUAUAUAUAUAUAUACACACACACACACACCAGUGUAUAAUUUUACUCUAAGUGUAUUUUUAUAUUACUAUAUACAUAUAUAAAUAAAAAAAUACACUUAGUAUUACUAUAUAUAUAUAUAUUAUAUAUAGUGUGCUCCCUGGAUUACAAAGGUUGGAUAUAUAUAACGCGGGUUUGCACCUGGGCAUUUAUACUAUAUAUGUAUGAAGGAGGAGUGCCUUGCCUUACUGAUGUUUUUGAUUUAUGUAAAGUGCUAGCGUGGCACUUGCAUGAGCACCCCCUUAUCUUUGAAUAUAAGUCUUAUCAUCUAAACAGUGAUCCACAGCUAUCAGGAUUGUUUUUCAUUAUGGAGGAUUUUUUGCAUCGAGCUGGAGCAUUAGCAGAGACAGCAGAAACUCUUUCUAUCACUGAGGAAAAAGCUUUAUCUGUGCUAUGGCCACGGAGUUCACAAGAUUUACCACAUACUUAUGCAGCAAAAGAUCUAUAUAAUGAUUUAUCCAGGCUAAAGAAGAGAGAAGUAGACCUGGAUUUACACGGAGUGUUUUUGUCAGACUAUUAUCGAUCGAAACAUAUCCCAAGGGGUUUCCGGAUUAAAAAUGCCCCAACUAUUGGACGACAGAAUCCGGACUUCUGUAAGAAGUGGAUGAACAUUUCCAAUAAAUGUUCGCUGGACUGGAUGGUGAUAGUGAUUGAGGAAGUUGGUCAGGAAUUACUCCAUGUUAAAAAAUCGAUACAGGAGUUUGAAUUAAAUCAUGUUACUGCACUGCAAUCAACCCCAUCCACUGACUUUAUGAUAAAAUUACAGGAUGAUAUCCAAAAAUAUCAGAAUGAACUUAUUCGUUUUAAGAAAAUCAAAGUAGAAAAAGUUAAUCAUGACUACAAAUUUCAUCAAGUUUACCGCUGGUUAAGUGGGUCUGAUACCAACACACGGAACCCUACCCCGAAAUUUAGAACACGGAUUAGAAAACCAUCUUUACAAACAGUGGAUAUCAGCUCAGGCGAAUCUGCCUCAGAAGGGGACAACAGGGGUGAUACACAUAGCAGCAAACAGGUGACUUUUUUGAGGGAAGGCGAACAUCUAAACGACCCACCACGGAUGCCCAAUACCGGUGGACAAGAGAAAAGAGACCUAAGAGACACCUUAGACGUGGACAAAAGGGUCACAAGAAAUACAGGACACAUGGGCAAACCUCCCAGACAGCGGAGGUAAUAUCUAUUUUCAACCUUUCUAAUAAAAUUCUUGACUACAACCAUAUUUCGGUCCUACAAAAGGGAUUGACCUUCAUACCCGUAGCUAAGCCUAAAAAGUUCGAGAUGGCGAUUGAUUUGUAUAAAUUACAAAGAACACUAUACAGCUAUGAGGUAAGAAAAGAAGAUACUUCUUUAAAUGUGCACAUGUUUCCCAACCGCUAUAAAAAAGAUGUAUAUACCCCUAAUCCAUCAAUAAAAACCUUUAUGCAAACCAUACGCCAAGAUGCUAGUUCCAUUGUAGCCACUCUGCCUACACAUAGAGACAACCUGUCAAAAAAUGAACGUUUAGCAUUAAAAGACUUGAUGCAAGACUCUACCAUUACCAUACGUCCUGCGGAUAAAGGAGGAGCCGUAGUAAUACAAGCAUAUGUUGAUUAUAAGAAAGAAAUAAUUCGACAAUUACAGGAUUCAUCUACCUAUUUGAAACUCACCUUCGACCCGGUGACAAAAUUUCAGCGGAGGAUAGAGCAAUUGAUUGGUGAAGGAAUUUCACAUCGUUACCUGGAUGAAAAUACUGCUAAGUUUUUAUUUGUUAAAAAUCCGAAACAUCCAGUGAUGUAUACUUUACCAAAAAUCCAUAAAAAUUUGCAACAUCCACCAGGUCGUCCUAUUGUAUCGGCUAAAGAGGGAUUGCUGGAGCCGAUUGCCCAGUUUAUUGAUUACCACAUUAACAACAGUGUUAAAAAGCUCCCGACUUGCUUAAGGGAUACACAACACCUCAUAAGCCAGAUACAAAAGAUAGACCUUACAGACAAAGAGAUAAUUCUAGCCACAAUGGAUGUUCAAAGUCUUUACACCAUAAUACCGAAAAAGGAAGGAACUGAGGCUAUCAUUGAUAUUCUGACAAAUGACGAUAUGUAUAACGGUCCACCUAUUCCAUAUCUUAUGGAAUGGCUAGAUCUUGCAUUAACGUGCAAUUACUUUAAGUUCGAGGAUCAAUUCUACCUACAAGUCUCCGGUACUGCCAUGGGUGCAGCCAUGGCACCAGCCUAUGCCAAUGGGUUUAUGCACUGGUUCGAGCAUAAAGAUAUUUUACGUGAGUACCAACAGUACAUAAUUAAAUAUCUCAGAUAUGUGGAUGACAUCUUUAUGAUCUGGGAAGGAACAUCUACUGCACUCGAGGAGAUGAUAAAGUACAUUAACGAUCUCCCUAUUCCAGUAGUGCUGACACUCUCUUGGCACAGCACUAGUAUCGAGUUUUUGGAUGUCAAGAUCUAUAAGGAAGGCAAUCAAUUACUGUUUACAUUAUUCCGCAAACCCACUGACCGCAAUACACUAUUGGCUGCUACUAGUUUCCACCCACAACAUGUGAAGGACUCUUUACCUGUCUCACAAUUUUUGAGAGUCAUGAGAUACAACAGUGAUCCAAAUAGACGCGAUCAGCAGCUCCAAGAAGUGUGGGACAGAUUUAUAACAAGAGGAUACCAUUCUCGCAUUCUGAAGAAUGCAAAAGAAAAAGCGUGGACCAAAUUCAACCAAACUGAAGAACCCCAAUCUAAUAAAAAGAAGAAUAUAUUUCUUCCGCUUACCUUUAACACAGCUACCCCAUUAAUUAAAAAAAUCUAUAUAUAGACAUUGGGAUAUUUUUCAGUGCGAUCAGAACCUUCCUGACAGAUUCAAAGUACACCCUACUAUCAGCUACAGACGCAACCGUAAUUUGAGAGACCUGUUGGUAAAAAAUGACCCUCGACAAUGUUACGCUGCACCACCAAAAAUUCAUAAAAAAGGCUGUUAUAGAUGCAGUGGCUGCGUCACAUGCAGUCAUAUGCUAAUUGGACAGACAUUUGCCCACCCGCAUAAUGGAAAAAGAAUUCCUAUUAAACACUAUAUUUCUUGUAUGACCACACACGUCAUAUAUAUGAUUACAUGUCCCUGUGGACUUGCAUAUGUCGGUAAGACCGACAUGACUUUGCGAGAUCGGAUUAGGGGACAUCGGUCGGGGAUUCUUACUGCAUUUAGGGACCAAAGAACGGACAAACCGGUCGCAAAACACUUUCUUGCGAUGCAACAUCAUUUACCAACUUUAAGGUUCAUUGCGAUCGAUCAUGUACCUGUCCAACCAAGAGGAGGGGACAGGUCUAAACUCCUUCUACAGCGUGAAGCUCAUUGGAUCUAUCACCUAAACACAGUGACGCCAAAAGGACUCAAUGAGAACUUAGUUCUUUCUAUGUUUCUUUAAAUACAUUGCUGGUUCAUUGCGCUUCCCUUGACUGUUGGCUUAUAGAUACAAGUAUGAUGUAUUAACUAAUGGGAAUACACAGAUCGAUCUCCUAAUUACCCCUGCGAUUAGCAUGUAUGUCUCCCUUUGUGUCUCUAUCUGUGUCCUUUAUAGAUGGUCCCUCCGUGCCUGUUCCAGUAUAGAUUCAUUUUUUAUUUUUUAUUGUUUAUUUAUUUGUUUUCUGAUUAGUAGUCUGACUAACCUCUUGACACUUAGGUGGUAAUGUACUACGUGUAGAUAGAUGAAUUGUCUGCCGGCCAGCUAUAAUAAGGUGGUUAUCCCCAUAAUAAGAUUUGGCUGUACUAGUAUUCACUAUUUUCUCCAGUGUUCAGUAAUAUACUAUAUAUAGUCUAUGCUCAGCUUUUGAUGUAGUGAUUAAAAUAGAAAUAUGUUUUCUUGAUAUAUAUUUAAUGCUGUACUUGAAGGGUACCUAUGAUGAUUAUUGUAAUUACGACAUUUGCCUUAUGCCCUUUACUUCCUUUUAGCCUAUGUCAUGCACAGAUUUGAUCUCACUUGAUAUAGAGUCCGUUCACUAUUCGGGCAUUUUUAUUCAGGACUGCACUCAGGUCACUUGGCACAGUUGGUAUAGAAUCUCUUCUGUGUUGCAGGAGGCUAGGUGGAAGAUAUUUUAGUUCCUCCUAAUGUUAUACUCUGUACUUGAAAGUUUGGGACUUUGGUUCGGCUCUUUGCCGCAUACACUCACUUUGUUUCGCUAGGUUGCUUAGCAACCCCUGUCACGUACGUCAGACGCAUGUGUGCACGUGGGUCUCUCACUUCCGGGUUGUUCAGUCCGGCGGCUGCUCCAUCACUCUAUUGGUAAGUUUAGUGUACAUUUAUGUAUAUAUUGUUGUUCAUGUAUUGUGUCACUGUGAUCUUGAUAAAGACCCCAGGAGGGUCGAAACGUUGGUCGGUGUGUAACUCACAGCAGAUGUAUUUUUUUUGAUACAUUAAAGUAACUUUUUUCACUAAGUUCAAGACCCAGUGUGCUCCCUGGAUUACAAAGGUUGGAUAUAUAUAUAUAUAUAUAUAUAUAUAGUAUAUGUUUAUUUUUAUUAACAAUUUUUUUUUAUUGUAAAACUUUUUUUUUUUUUUUUUUUUCACGAGCAGGGUGACUGCCUGUCAGUUUAGGCAGUCUCCCUGCAGGCAGCACUAUGGAUGCCUAUUGUGUGCAUGUGAUUGCUCUUUCAGAGCAAUCAUAUGGCCCCUGGGGGUCCUGAUUUGCCGAGGGGGGACUGUCUGGGCUAUCAGACAGUCCCCCCCCCAGAUGGAGAAGAAGACCAAUCACCAGCAGGGGAAAGGCGACGAUUGGGUAAAUGAAUGGGAGGGGGUUAAUUUUUAUUUAUUUAUUUUUUUCUUCACAGAGUGCCUCAACCCCUCGAAGCACUUAGCAUACAGGCAGAGCAUUGGAAACUUGCCUGAUGGCUUCCGAUGCUCUGCACUACACGGCCGGGCUCCACGUGGGGAAACCCAGAAGUAAUCGCUGCAAUACCCUUAGAGCAGCUGGAAGCGAUCAUGAUCGCUUCCAGCACUCAUAAUGGCCGCGGACGUACAGGGUACGUCAGCGGACAUUAAGGACCGUUUUUUGUCGAACGUACCCUGUACGUCCACAGUCACUAAUGGGUUAAAGGGGCACUACAAAUCCUUAAAGGACUAUAGCUUAUUGAAAUGCUUUAAUGUAUAAAGAGUGUGUCCUCUACGAUUUUGUAAAUGGAAAAGAAAAGAUUUCGAUAGAAAGUGUCACUUUUAUAAAUUAACCUUGUUAUAACUCACUGGCUUUCAAGCAGACAACAGGUCCUGUUACUUCCUGGUUUGGUUAGCUCAGUGGAGCUAAACUCAAGAGGCAGCAAUGUCCCAGAACACCUGCCUUCCAAAGACUUCUCAUGGAGGUGCAUUGGACAGUCACAGAAAGUCUGAGUGGACUUGCAAAUAAGAGAACUGCAGCUUUUGCAAGUUGUUUUUAGAUAUACCCCCAGCAAAAAAAAGAAAUGCAUAUAUAGAAUGUGACGGCAGAUAAGAACCAUUCGGCCAAUCCAGUCUGCCCAGUUAUCUAAAUACUUUUAUUCCAUGUUUUACUGGUCCAUGGUGUCAAACUGCUCGAGAGACUCAGUGCAGCAAUAAACAUAGAAAGUAGAGUUGUCCUGAUGUCAGUGCUAAAAUUGUUGCUGCAUUAUUUUUCAGGAAAAGAAACACUAGCUAGUGGGGAUAAGUUUCAAAGACUUAAUGCAUUUCAUAUUACGAGUAGCAUUUAGUCAUGACUUCACAAAGCAGACAUGUAAAUUUAAAUAACUACAAAUAAAGAAGUAAAAGUAGAACUUAAAUUUGGAGAUCUCAGGAAUUUCUGAAGGCACAUGCAAGAAACAUCAAAGCCUUACUAAUGACAUUAAAUGCACAAAGUCUGAGAGGUCCCAAUUUGGCAACCAUCCCAACAGAAGCAGUGAAUCAUUGAAUAUCUAUGUAAGUAAAGUCAUAUAUAUCUACAUUAUUUUAUUCUACCUUCGACAGGAAACAAGGAGUGAGGAAUUCAUGUUCCCAUAAUAUUUGUGAUUACCACCUACAAGCAAGAAGCCAUCUUCACUCAUCAGGUCCCUGCAUGUUACAUUGGUUCCAUAACAUUUUGUUUUGACCCUGUGCCACAUAACCUUGAACCUGCAGGAAGGGUGGUUGUUGAUGGUGGACUAAUGGGAACCUGUAUAUCCCUUUGAUAAAGUAGCACAUUUUAGAGAAAGAAAUAUUACAAUGAAUGGAUGAGGGCUGGCACACUAUAAUACAGAGCAUAGAGGAGAUGGUGUUAGCUAUACAUUAGAAAAGUCAAUAUUGACUUAUCCAGAGUUUGCAAUACAGAGCUAGGUGUCUGCUAAUGAUUCAGAGCAUCUCUACCCUAAAAGAAUAUACUUUGCCAUUUUAUACUGCAUACCACUAAACACUACACUCAUAUGGACUAUCACCACAAUUCCACCAAAAUGAUAACUACUUAAAUAUUUAUAGUCAAGCUAUCACUCUGUAUAAUGAUGCUUAGUUUUCCCUGACCCUCUCUGCAGGUAACUCGUUAGCCCAACCUUGUGAUGGAUUAUACACCAUAUAUGAGUCAGAGCGAGGGCAUCAAGAGCGUGGCCCCAGAGGGUCAGAACUGGGGCUGGUGGAACAGAUCAUCGGCCGGACACUGCUGCUUGCAGCUUCGGAGGGAGGGGGCCGUGGAGGUGUGCGAGGAGUUGAGCUGGGAAGGUGGGCAGAACUGCUGUCCCCUCUGGACGAAUCGCGUGCUAGCAUCACAUCUGUUACCAGCUUCUCUCCUGAGGGGGAAGUCUCCCCACAAGGGGAUUGGACAGUGGUGGAGGUAGAAACAUUCCACUAAACAGGGCUCCACCCCCAAAGAGCUAAUGUCAUAGUGUGUGUAGAGCGCAAUAUCACCAGGGCCCUACAUCAAUGUGUGCAAUAUGUGUGCUGAGUGUUGUGUAAGUUUAUAUGCUAAAUAAUGUGUGUAUUUGAGAACUUUGCACUGGUAUCCAAUUUUAAACAUUUACUGGACUUUAUUGAUAGUCCAAUUAUCAGCAUUGCACUGCGUUAUUUGUGUGUUUAAUUUAUUAAUAAAAUAAAUAUUUACCCUUUCAACUUUGGGUACAAGUAACUGGCAUUGUCUAUGGGUGAGAUAAAUCACUCAAAAAAUAAAAUUGCAUCUAUAUGUUAAGAGAAAGGUACUACAGACAUCCAAGUCUACCACUGUAAAAAGAG
This is a messenger RNA of Pelobates cultripes (western spadefoot toad), 58069 nucleotides long. The record is from the annotation of a GenBank genome assembly. Lineage: Eukaryota; Metazoa; Chordata; Amphibia; Anura; Pelobatidae.